AUGGCGGCGGCGGCGGCAGCAGCGACGACACCCCCCGCGCACUGGAGCCGCUUCGAGCAGGAGCAAGACGUGACGUUGCGGGAGCUGAUCCGGAGGGUAACCGGCCUGAGCGGGCAAAGCAAGGAAGAGGCGGCCCACUUCCAGGCGGCGCUGAACUUCUCCUGGUCCAACUUCAGGUCCGUUACCUGGGGGGCGUGGCGUGGCUCGUGCCCAGAGCGGCGGCGGGUGGGGGGGGCAGUAGGGAGACGGGAGAGGCGCGCGACCACUUUUACCUGUGACCGGUUAGAAGUCUCCGCCUUGGCCUCCAUUGGGCACCUAUGUGGGUUAAGGAAGGGGGGGGUGGAAGAGAGCCCCAUCCUGGCCAGUGACCGCAGUAGAGGAAUGGGUUGAUGGGUGGGAUCCAGGCUUAGUCACGCUUCAGAGAAGGCCCACUGGUUUCAUUGGGUUUACCGCCCCCCAAGUCUGGCUAAGACUGGAUCCAGCCCCGAGUUGUUUAGUACAUUUGUAGCCAACCUUCCUAAUACCUUCCAACAUAUCUCCGAUGAAAAUAGGGAUGUCCUAUUCCAUAAUAAUAAUAAUAAUACUAUUCUAUGACAUCCUUUGACUUUUUAAAAUGUGGCUCUUUUUUGGAGAGGGGUGUUAUUGGGGGUUGUUUUUAUUUUGAUUAUACUGUGUAUAUAUAUAUAGUGGUUUUAUAUUUCUAUUUUGUUCUGUAAACCACCGUGAGACCUCCGGGUAUAGGAGGGUGUAUAAAUUCAUUCAUUCAAUCCAUCAGUCCAUCCAUCCAUCAGGGUACAGGGCAGUAUAUACAUUCAUUCAUUCAUUCAAUAAUAAAUAAAUAAAUAAAAUAAAAUAAUAAACUUUUAUUAUUUACCCCACCCAACUGACUAGGUUUCCCCAGCCACGCUGGGCAACUUGCAACAUAUAUAAAAACAUAAUAAAACAUGAAAUGUUAAAAAAAAACAUCCCUAAACAGGUCUGCCCUCGAGUGUCUUCUAAAGGUUGUAUAGUGACUUAUCUACUUGGCUCACGUAACUCCGUGCCCUCCAUUUCUUUAAUGAAAAUAGGGAUGUCCUAAGGAAAAGCGGAACCUUCGUGGAUCAAAUCAGAAACUGGGAUGGCUUCUGUAAAUCCAGGACUGUGCCUGGAUAAUAGGGGCACUUGGAGGGUCCGGUGUUAUAUGGUCUCGGUAGCCACUUCCAGUCACCAGUCUAGCUGCUGCCUUCUGGAUUAGUUGUAGUUUCCAGGUCACCUUCAAAGGUAGCCCCACGUAGAGCGCAUUGCAGUAGUCCAAGGCAGGAGAUAACUAGAGCAUGCACCACAAUACUGAGACAAUACUGAGCUAAAUAGACCAAUGUUCUAACUACUUAAUGCAGCUUCCUAUGCUGCUGUAUAAGUGCAUAUAAAAUUUUUACUUUUCUUCUAGAAGUGGAAUGUAGCUUAGUAGUAGAACAUCUGAUUUUUAUUCACAAGAUCCUAGUUAAGAAUGGGAAUGUCCCUUUCUGAAACCUAGGGGAGUUGCUUCUGGUCAUUGUAGACAAUACUGACUUGGAUAUGCGGGGGUCUGACUUUGUAUAAGGCAGCUUCCUGCACUCUUAGAAUUCAACUCCUGUUAACUGCAGCCACCAUGGUCAAUGGUUAGGAAUAGUGGCAUUUCACUUCCAAUUCAUGCUUGAGAGAUAGAAAAAAUUCAGGCUGUGAAUGCCAUAGCUUCUGUAGCUAAAACUCCACCACUCACUUACAAGAGAGGGGUAUCAAAAGGCACAAGGUUUGCAGACAUAAAAAAAUCAUUAGAAAUUAAACACUAAGGGGGAACCCAAAAAAUUAAUCUAUUGAGGACUGGGCAUGAUCACUGGUCGUGGAAUGCUAACUGAAAGGGGUGGGGAGAAAGGAAAAAUCUGGGUGGAAUGAGCAGCAGAAUGGAGUAUCCUAGAAAAGGGGCUGGCUGGCUGGCUGGAAUAGUCAACAGGAGUCCUCCACACUGCAACAUUUUGUUGCAAGUCUUACUUGCAUAUUCUACAGCAAAACUUUUGAAAAAUUAAACUAUGUGGUGCAAUAGAUAUUUUAUUAUUUUUCUUUAGGUUUCAUCAAUUUCUUGAUGUCAGCCAGCACAAAGUGGACAAAAUAAUAGAGGGGUAAGGCAUUUCUAUUUUUAUGACAUUGGAUUAGUUGUUUUCUGUUGACAGAUUUACUUAUAAGCACUGAACUUUUUGAUACAGGAUUUAUGAAAAGCUGAUAGUUCAUUCAGACCUUGUUAAAGCUGCAAGCUGGAAGAGUUUAACAGAAGAGUUUCUGAAUUCUCCGCUUCCAACCACUGAAGGAACAAAGGUAUGCAGUUUAGAAAACAGAUUUCAGUUGUGUUGUAUUCUUUCUUUCUAAAUAAGGAACAUACCAUGGAGAAUAAGUAGUCUUUAUUUACAGAGUUCUUAUAGUUCUAAUUUCCUGUUCUAACUUAACUGUAUUAACUGCUUCAUAAUAGAUAUCCUAGCUUUUAUAUAUAUAAUUUACUUAUUAAUUUAUCAACACAGCAAACAUUUUGUGCUUAGCAGCAUUUUAAAUAUCUGUACUAAGAACUUGAAUUGUUCAAACAGUUGGAGAUUUACCAUGAAGGCAGUAAAUUCCAGUUUUAGUAAUGUUUCUCUGACCAAUUUGUGCAGAUUAAAAGCUAUUAUUAUGAAAUACGGACUUCAGCUAAUUGAAAUGCACUGUUAUGUAGCCUAGUGUCUUGUUUUUCAUGUGAUUCUGCAUCGUGAUCCUUUUACUGCUGUAUUGAGAUGUGUGAUAAACUGAAGCUUUUAUUUUGCAUUUCUAAAUAUAUCGUUGUACUAGAAGUCCAGUCUAUUCAUUUCCAUAACUAUUGACAAAUACAUUUCCUCCACUGAAUUAUUUGUUUGUCUUCUGUUUAAGACAGAUGCCCAUUAUGCCAUACUCUCUCUUCUGUUGUGCUUGUCUGAUUCUCCUUCCAACACCAGUUAUGCAGAAAAACCAAGAGAGAAAGAAGUGGGUAGGUUUUAAUAUAUUACACGUAAUUCAGGAACCAAAUGGGAAAACUGAAUGUUUCAUCCCUUUUGAAACCUUUAUAUAAUAUGAUUGUUAAUCUCAUACAAUUCCUUUUUAUUUGUGAGUUAUUAGUAUUAGAUUGUCCAUGUAUAUUGAAAUAUAAUAAUGUAUAAUAAAUAAUGUAUACUAUUAUUUAGCAUUUCCAUAUCUCUCUGCACUGUAGUAGUUCAGACUACUUACAUAGUUGUCAUAUUCUUGGAAGAAAUGGGAUUAUUUAUUUGAUUUCUUACCUGUCUGCCAUUCUAAGAGGUCACUUGAGCCUUCAGUGACAAUGUUGGAUCCAGGAAUAUCCCAAAACUACAGACCUGCUUUUUUUUUAAUCUAGAAAAAGAAGAAUUUGAUUGGAGGAAAUACUUGAUGGAAGGUGAAGAAUUUGACUAUGGUCCUGAUUUAGAAACACCAGUAAGUAAUACAUAGAACUGCAUUAUAAAGUCACAGGAUACAUUGGAAAACUGGGGAACUAUUUCUGCAGACCAUAGUCUUCUGUAAAUCUAUCUGCUUUUUAAAAUUUUUAUUAUGACUUACUAAAUUUCUUGAUGGCCCUUCACCUGAGGAUCACAGUGUGUUUUAUAAUAUAAAAAUACAUAGUAACAAACAAAAACAACUCCCCCCCCCUUAAAAAGACCAUGGAUUGUUUAAUUAGCCAAAGGUCUGGGAGAAGAGGAAUGUUUUUGCUUGGCACCUAAAGUACACAACGAAUGUGCCAGUCGAGCCUCUCUGGGGAGAGCAUUCCAUUAUUAUGCUCCGCUCAUAAGCUUUUCUGUGGCAUUUGUCAGGCCAGUGUUGGAAGAAGAGUGCCAAGCUAGAUAGAUUUUUUAAUCUAAAUUAAUGAGGCAGUGAUUAUGCUUUUAGGGUGUUUGGUGAUGGAACUUGUGAAGAAAGGCAUUGUUAAUAGGUUGAAGGGGGAUCUGAUUUAGCUGUUAAGACAUACGGUAAUACAACAAAAUGUUCAUUUUAUUUUGUAAAAAUGCAUUGUAAGGUUCCCACCUGUCUUGAAUUAAAAUACACUUUGUAUGCUUAUGUUUUACAGGAGUGGUCUGACGUAAGUGAUGAUGAUGAAGAUACUGAACCACUGAGUAGAGAAGACUCUGGCAUUCAGGUGGACAGGACACCCCAAGAAGAUCAGGAUCAAAACAAGAAGUCAUCACAGGUCACAUGGAAAGGUUUGUUCUUCAAGACUUGCUUCAUUUGGCUAGAGUUUUUGCCUUUUGUGAAGCAUAUUGCUGUCAUGUGCCUAAUUGCUUUGAACUUUAUGAAAGUUUGUAUAGUUAGUAUUGAAACUUGAGCUGGCAAGUCUCAAUACUCCACAAAGCAGGAAAACUAGAGUUUGUGUUUUGGCAACAAACCAUGAUGUUUGGUGCCUCUCUUUGGUUGAACUCCAUAGUAGGAGGGGCCCUCAGUUACGCUAUGGCCAAAUUCCCUUUUGAGAGAGUUGCUAGGCACCAAGGCACUAUGAGGUUGGGUCCAGCGUGCCAUUGGACACUUCCCCCUCUAAUAUGCUCUUGCCGCUACAUGCUUGUAUUUUAUUUUCAGGCAGUUUCAUAGUAGGAGAGUUGUUAGGCUCUUGCUCAGUAUAGAAGAGAUGCCGUUUUUGAGUCCAGCUUCCUGGUCAACCAAUAAUCUUAGUGACCAUGGGUCUAAAUUUUUUUCCUGCUUCUGGAAACAUCUGUUUCUGGUUUGUGAAUUUUCAAAUUGACACCUAUUUCAGUUUGCCUUAUUGCUCCUGAGAUUUAGGAUACUGUAAACUUACCGGAGAUGAAACCCUGUUAAACUCAGUGGGGCAUUAUUCCCCAUAGACAUGUUAGGAUUGCUCUUGUUAUUUACAUUAUAAAGUUUUCUCUUCUAUGUAAAUGGAAACUGGAGUGAAAUAUCUUGUAUGCAGGUGAACCUGAUGCACGUACCUGGCUAGAGCAACAUGUAGUUGCUCAAUACUGGACUGGCAGAGGAGUUCGUUUUCCCCAUAGUUUGCAUUUUCAUUCCAAUUUAGCGGCUGUAUGGUAAGUAGUUAAUUUUGUGUUGGGAGGAUAUAAUUUAUGAUCAGCAGACUACUACAUUACAAUAAUUUCUAAAAACCCUGUUGCAGAUGCCAUUGCAUGCUAUGAAAUGCUAUAUUGGGUUGAUUCCUGCCCUACACUCCCCUCUCUGGUUAUUUUGUAUAUAUGUGUACUAUUGAUAAAACUGAAUUUAAUAUGCAUGAAGAAAUGCUUAGAUUUCUGAAACUGUCAUGAAUAUCUCUGAUGGAUUACAAAACAUCUUGGGCCUCUGUUAUUCUUAUGUCAUAAUGGUGUCAGAAAUGAUGUAUGCAGUUUGCAAUUUAAGCAUAGCAUGCAACUCUUGACAGGAAGUGAUGCAUUUAAAAUAUUCAAAGAGCUUUUCAAGCUAGAAACAGAGUAGUUCAUAUGCAUUAAAAAUAGAAAUAACGCAGAAAUGAUUCAUUUGAUUCCCUAAGUACAUUGGAUCUGCAGGAGAGGAGCAAAUAAAAGGAAUAAUAUUUGAUACUGGUUACCAGCAAGUUUGGUUGUAAAAAGUAAUGAUGAUUUUUUCCUUCUAGGGAGCAGCACUUAUAUACUAGUGAUCCCUUGUACAUGCCGGAAGAAAAAAUCAUUGUUACUGAAACACAAGUCAUUCGUGAAACAAUUUGGUAAGUAGCAGGACUAAAGAAAUUACCACUUGAAAUCUGUUUAAUGUUCUUUCAUGGAAUACUCUCAACAUUCAGACUCAUGUGGUUAUGCUAUUCCUUUACUUCAAUGCCAUCACUCAUAAUGACAAUUCUGGUAUUGCAAUAGCUUUAGAAGGAGCAGCUUUAGAAGGAAUUUAAUGCUUUGCAUUGCUCUUGAAAUACAGUAAUUCUAAAUGUUAUCUUAAAAGACCUUGCUACCUUUCUUGUGUAAAUUUAAUUCAUUUUAGCAUGCCUCUUGUCAGUGAGAGAUACAAUGAAAAUUGUGUUACUCAAAAUCAAGCUGUUUCCCCCUCAAGCAUUAACAAUAUGAAUUUGAAAAAUAAGCACCUUCUUAAUGCAGUCUGCAAAUCAUUUUCUUGUGAUGUACUCUGUAAAGUUGAGCCCGCUUUAUGAAAAGUUGAUGGAGAAAAUUACCACAAUUUCCCCAAACUAUUACAAAACUACUUAUCCAUGCCACCAUUUCACCAACACAUAGAUCUAAUCCAAAGGUAUGUCCAAAUCAGUCAAACUUGUAAGACCUAAUAUUUGUCUGGGGUCCUUUUGAAUAUAUCCUAUAUUUUGUAUAUAUAAUGAUGUUUCUGCAGUCUUAAAAAAUUGUACUGUGUGUUGUACUAUGUUUUGUACAUGCUAAGUCAGUUCUUAUUUUUACAGGCUGCUUUCAGGCGUAAAAAAUCUGUUUAUAUUUCAACUGAAUGAUGGAAAGAUUACUGUGAGAAAUGACAUCAUGGUGACUCAUUUGACCCACGUAAGUUCACUGAUCAAUCUAGAUCAGUAAUCAAGGUGCAAAGAAAGCCUUAUAUUGGCACAUGGAAGAAGGAUUGCUUGCAAAAGAUGAUAUCUUACCCUCUGAGUUUUCUAUAUUGGAGUGUUAAUACUAAAGACGAAACGAAACCACAUUUGUUUUGCAGAACUCGUUAAGAUCAAUGUUGGAGCGGAUAGCAGCAUAUGGGCAAGUUGUAUUUAGGCUGCAGAAGUUUAUUGAUGAAAUAAUGGGUCACAGCUCAGAAAGUGGAAUACAUGGAAUCAUUUCUACUCCCAAGAAAUCGGCAGAAGCCGCAUUUAGAACCUAUCAAGCUUUCAUGAGAGCCCUCUAUAAAUAUUUCAUAAGUUUCAAAGAGGAACUUACCGAAAUUGAGAGGAGCAUAAUCAACAAAGGUAGUAUACUUUGGAUUAUAGUUGAAGAGUUUCUAUAAGUCUUAAUCUGUUGUGAAAGUAUAAGAUGUGAACUAAUAACCACGCAUUAUGAAACAUGACUGUAUUUCUGUUCUACAGAUGCAACAAUCACUCUUUCCAUAGUCAUGGAUAAGUUAUCACAUCGAUUAGCUCAGCUCAAUAUACUUCAUAAGGUUUUUAGCACUGGAGUAGCAGAAGUACCUCCUGACACUCGCAAUGUUGUAAGAGCAUCUCAUUUGCUCAAUACCCUGUACAAAGCGAUUCUUGACUACGAUAACGUUGGGGAAGCCUCUGAACAAACGGUAUGUAGAAGGUGUUCAUCAUGAUUUCUGUAAGAGAAAAAUAAGUUAUUACUUCAGUCAACUGAUGACUAGACAUAAAUUAUAAAUACUUUAAUAUACAAGUGGCAGUUGUAGUGUCUUCCUAUGCUCAGACAAUAUGUUCUGCAAAACUAUAAAUGUUUGUACAGCUGAUUGUGAUAGUUAGGAUUUGAAAUUCAUUGUAUGCCGUUUACAAAAAAGAUAAAGUGCUUCCUAUGUGUGCAUAUCGUUUUCCUUGACUGUAUACUGUAAACACAUUGGAGAGGCUAUAUAUGCUUUACUAGUGAAUUCAUGAAAUAUUUAUAAAUCACCCAAUAAUCCUCUUUAAAAUUUCAUUGCAGGUAUCCCUCUUGUUUUCUCUCUGGGUUGAAACAGUGAGGCCAUAUUUACAGACAGUGGACGAGUGGAUUGUCCACGGUAACUUAUUUGAUCCUGCAAAAGAAUUUAUUAUUCAGAGGUAGGGAUAAUGAACUUGUCUUUUGGAUAUACUGGUGUUUCUUAGGGCAGAGAACACUUCCUAUAUGGCAGUAUCUGAACCCAAAAGCAGUACUGCACAUGUAAGAGACUUUCCCCCCUUGCUAACUACCAGCUUCCUGUGCAGUCAUAGGGUUUCGUCUCCCUUGACCAUAAGAGACUCCAUGUAUAAAUGUAGCUGACUUGUAAUCUUCAUCUUCUGCAAGGCUGAGACAGACCAGGACAAUUGAGUUAACAUGGGUGAUUGUAAUUAAUAAAAUGACAAGCAAGCUAUAUCUAGGAUAAAUGUUUUAAUGAAAAAUAUUAUAGCAGUGCAGCUGGGCUGUGAUAUGCACCUUGUAUUGGAACUUAGUUUAAUUUUGUGAGAAUAUUAUUCACUGAAUGUUAAUUGUAGAAAGUGAGCUUGGGAUUUUUAAAUCAUGAAUAUGUGGGUUGAAGGAAACUCAAAGGCAUGUUUGCUACAAGAGCUUAUGCUUGCAGUUCCUUUUUUUCAGUGUUCCUGCUUAAGACAUUUGUAAUGCCAUGGCUAGUUUGUGCUUUAUAACAUCAUUUAACUACUGUUACGUGUUCGGUAAAGCCUUGGCACAGAUAUGUGUUGCAAGAUAUAAGAGCCUUAUCCUGUUGAUCUGUAAAUCCUAGUUCUAAAAACUUAGUAUUUUCUCAAUCAGAAUGUUUGUAUUACCGUUCUGAGAGUUCAAAGCUGUUUCUGUGGAUUCUGAACCUUAACAAGACCCCCAAAAUAUUUAAUCUUGUGGUUGAAUGUUUAUCUUCAACGUGAUCACCUGCUUCAGGCUAUUUUCAAUCAUUGUCAUGAUAUAAAGAAUUAGGAAGUGUUAUAGUUUCCUAUGGAAGAACUAAUGAUCGCAUGUCUGUCUUUGCAGAAACAAAAACGUUCCAGUUAACCAUAGGGAUUUCUGGUAUGCUACCUACACUUUGUAUAGUGUGUCGGAAAAGACAGAGAAUGAAGAAAAAAUGAGUGAUAAUGCUAGUGCCAGUUCUGGCAGUGAUCAGGCACCCUCAAGUAGACAGCAUACCAUGGUCUCUUUUCUGAAACCUGUACUAAAACAGAUCAUUAUGGCUGGAAAGUCCAUGCAGUUGUUGAAGAACUUGCAGUGCACAGAUGGUUCUCCACAGCAGGCUGCAUCAAGAGGUGAUAAAAUCCUAUUUUACUGUGUAAAUGUUAUUAUUAUUCCUGGUUUUAGUGGCAUGCAGCACUUCAUAUUUCAUGUGAAAAUGCAGCCCACAUAGUAAUGAAAUAGCAAUGAAAAAAUAGUUUUGGCAUAUUGGUAGGUAUUUAGCAUUUCAGAUAUAGGUCCCUCUAUUUCCCACUGAAUUUUACUCCUUUAAUUGUUAAAAAUCUUAAAAAUCAAUUAUUAGACUACUGAUAGAUUAUAUUAGAAUUUAAAUGAUUUUUCAUUAUUGUUAAUUUUUAGCCAGCCCAGAAAAUAUUAUCAUAACAGUGUAAAAUACCAAGAUAAAUGCUAUUUUCUGGUAUCCAUUUUCUUUUUUCCUUAGAGGAUGUUUUAUAAACCUAACUUUUCCAUUUUGUGGAGGCAAGUGUUUGUUUAAAUUGCCAUCACCACCUGAUUGUUUUCAUGUGAAACUUUUAUCUUGUGAAAAUAUCCCAGUGUGCAUUGCGCAGUCAAACUUCUGUGGUUUUAAUCAUAAGACUCAAGUGCGCUGUCAAACAUGCACCAGCGGGUCUACUCUGACAGAUGGACUAUUGUUUCUUUAUUGAACAUUACUGGAGCAUUAGAAGCAAUAAGGAGUGCAAGUGUUAUGUGUUAAAUAGGCUUACAGUGUUUGAGAAUCCUACCUUAAAGCACCUCCCAUUUUUUUUUUCUGAACUCAGUUCAGAGAUAAAAAUAGUUCAUUUUUUCUUUUUCUUUCUUUUUUAUUGUGGCUUACAACAAACAGCUAUUUCUGAGAAGUAAGUAAUAACCUACCAUACAUAUCUCUGUCCUAUUCAGAUGCAGAGAGGAAGAGCUUGUACACAUUAUUUCUGGAGUCUGUGCAGUCACGCCUACGGCACGGGGAGGAACCUGUUCAAGAUAUCAUUACAGAACAGCAGGCCACCAAGCAAAGUCUAAUAAAGAUGCAGUCUAUUGCAGCAAGACACUUAGAGCUGGAUGAUGUUCACGAUCCCUUGCUGGCUAUUAAUUUUGCAAGGUAAUAGAAGAGAUUCAAAAUAAUUGAUUCUCCCUACUGUGUCACUGUCCAAAGUCAGAUUCUACCAAGCACAUAUUGGGGAAUUCCUUCUGUUCAGGCAGCUGGUGUGUGACUUGGAAUCCAAGUUGCUGAGAAGCGGCUUGUCACACUAGCCUUCAGAAGCCAUACAUCAUUACUCUUUAUUGCCUUAGGCACUGGCCACAGCAGUUGUCAGGAUCUAUAGUGUAAAAACACAGCAGCAAAACCUGUUGCUGAUUUUAGGUAGGUAUGUUCCCUCUUAGAGAUACGCUGUGUCUGAGGAAGUACAGGACGAGUUGGUUAGAUUGUGUGUCUGUUUUCCGGUUUGUGAGAGAAUCAUGAGAGUCUGGGGGUGAGGAAGAGGGGAAAUAGUCACAAAUUCCUGAAAAAUAUGAAUCUGUCAAAGCCCAGUUAUAAUGUUGCGCCUUGUAGCUUGUUUUUAAUGAUAUGUUUUGCUUAUCAUGAACCCAAAGAUUACUGUUCAUAGAAAUAAACUACUGUGGUACCUUGGUUCUUGAACGGCUUGGCUCCUGAACAAAUCGGAUCCUGAACACCACAAACCCGGAAGUGAGUGUUCCGGUUUGCAAACUUUUUUCAGAAGCCAAACGUCCGAUGCGGCUUCUGCGGCUUUCGAUUGAGUGCAGAAAGCUCCUGCAGUCAGCCUUGGUUGUCAAACCAUUUCAGGAAUCAAAUGGACUCCUGGAAUGGAUUGAGUUCGAGAACCAAGGUACCACUGUAUUAGAAUUGGGCUGUUUUUUUUAACUGGGGGAGGGGAAAAUUCUGAUAAGUUCCAGAAGGUCAUCUAGCACCUACAGAUUGUUAAGGUCUGUCCAGAGGGCUGUGAGAUUGGUAAGAGGGCCCAAUCUGCAAAUGCAGGUUUCAUCCUACACUGAAAUUUUGUACUAGUAGGUGCUGGUGACAGGUUUCUAGAUGCCAGCAUGUGUUGCUGUAAAAGUUGCAAGGCCCACAGAAGCUAGAAAAUAUGCCAAAUACAUUUUGUCUCUCUCCUCCCCACAAUUCACAGUAUUCCAGACAGAAUCCUGCUAUAAAGCUAGAAACCCUGUGGCAAACUGUCUCCCAGCUUUGAAGUGGAACUUCAUGGGAUUUCUACAGCAGAUUUUGCUCAUCACAAACAGCUCUAGUAUUAAAAGAGGAUUCUUAAGAUAUUUCAUGUCAAGUAUUAUUAUUAUUAUUAUUAUUAUUAUUAUUAUUAUUAUAUUUUAUUUUGUAGGUUGUAUUUGGAACAAGGCAGUUUUCAUGAGACGCUUACUGGUGAUGAUGUUUGCGUGGAUAGAUCAUCCGAAUCAGUUACGUGCCAGACAUUUGAACUGACAUUGAGGUCAUGUCUUUAUCCUCACAUAGACAGACAGUAUCUGGAGUGCUGUGGAAACUUAAUGCAAACGUUGAAGAAAGAUUAUAGGUAAGAAUUAAAAUACUUACGCACUGAUGACUUUAUUAGUUCUUGUAAUAUGCUUAAGGCAGUAGUAGAGACCUGGAUCGGAUUUCCAGUCAUUAGUGAUUGAUACUACUUCACUCACUCAGCUUAGGGACCCAGUCUUUCUUAUGGAGGAAGCAUCUGGGUCACUCUUGUUGCAAAAGGGGCGACAGCAGAGUGAGGCAAAAGUAUCACAGAAUUCAACAGUAGAAAGGGUGGGUACAUGGUUGACAGAAAAAGUUACCGUAAUGCUCUGACAGAAGAAUGCUGGCAAGCAGAGUGAUACAGUGAAAAUAGAGUUUAAGGCAAGAUGCAGCUUUCUUACUACAGGAGUUGGGUCUUCUGAGCCAUGAAGUUUACUAGUAUUUGUAUAUAAUAAUAAAAAAGUAUUUUUUUUUGAGCUCAGUGUCCUUAAUGGUUCAUAUUUGGAAGGUUUCCUAGCAUAGCUUAAGUAUUAAAAGUAUGAUGAAGUGAAAUUUGAAUAAAUGUGUGUUUUUGUUUCUUAGGCUGGUAGAGUACUUGCAGGCUAUGAGAAACUUUUUCUUGCUUGAGGCUGGUGAUACUAUGUAUGACUUCUAUACAUCCAUUUUUGAUAAAAUAAGAGAGAAAGACACAUGGCAGAGCGAACCAUUUCUCAAUGUCCAGCUCCAAGAGGCAGUUGGACAGCGUUAUCCAGAGGAUAGUUUAAGGUAAUAAGCAUGCAAAAUAUAUGUACAGUAUACAUUUGGGUGGGAGGGGAGAGCCUGGUAUGACUAGGAAAAGAUUAAGAAAAAGUGUUUAUUUGGCUGUAUUUGGAGAGUAAAUGAUACCUUGUACAUCUUGCUAACCAUGGCACGUGAAAUAUAGCCUUUCCCCCCAUAAUUUGGAAAAGCCAAGGCUGUUUAAAAGACAUACAUUUUAUUGCUGCAUUUGCAUUCUACCCUGUUUGAGAGUAUUAAGGUUUCUCUGUCUUAUUUAGACUGUAGCUAUUUCUGUCAGCAUAGAUACCUAAUAUCCUUUUACAAAGUUUGCAGCGGAAGUAAUUUUAGCUGUGUUGAUUUUAUCUGAUUUUUCAUUUGUUUCGUUUGCCUAGUAGUUGCCUAGCUCCCAGAGCAAAACAAUGGUAACGAGUAUGUGUUUCUGUGUGCAGGUUGUCUAUAUUGUGUGAAAACAUAGAUAUAACAAAGAAGAAGCUUCCUGUUCAUACCUUGGAUGGCUUAAUAUUGAGCUACAAGGUAACACUAGUUUAAAUUAAAUAAACUGAAAUACAAUAAUGGUUUAAUUAUAAGGUAAUAUAGAGAUGAGGGGAAAAUGAAGUAAUGUCUUCAAUAAUGUUUUUCCUCCUUAGGUCCCCUGGCCCGUGGAUAUAGUUAUAAGUGUGGAGUGUCAAAAAAUCUAUAACCAAGUGUUUCUUCUAUUGUUACAAAUAAAGUGGGCCAAAUAUAGUCUGGAUGUAUUACGAUUUCAUGGUAAGGUAAUUCAUGGACACUUCUUUUAUUCUGUAUAACUGAAACUAUAACACUAAUAAUUGGUGAACUGUAGUUACACUGCUUCCAGCUUCUGAAAGAGCACAAUACUUUCUGGGAAGAUACGGCAAAGGACAAAAAAUAAUGUAAAAAGUAAAGAGACUCCAGUUGCGAAUGACUUUGGGGUUGCGGCGCUCAUCUUGCUUUACUCGCCAAGGGAGCUGGCGUGCAGCUUCCGGGUCAUGUGGCCAGCAUGACUAAGCCGCUUCUGGCGAACCAGAGCAUGUAAAGGGAAGGAAUUAUGGAAAAGAAGGUAUUGUGGCAAAGUAUAAGUAGAUAGUGGCUGGUUAUCAGAAGGACAAGUGGGACUUGCCACAAGAUGUUGCAGUGUACCAUGUAUCUGUUUAGGAUUCUAGUCAGCCAUGACCUUUUUGAGAAGACUCCAUUUCAUUCUCACUCCCCAAUGGUCAGUGAGCACUCCAUGCCCACUGAACAUGCUCACUUCUCAUUCGACUUAUUGUGGGGAGUAGGUAAGGAAAUUGCCACUUUCACGUUUUUCCACUAAAGUUUUUUGUACUCCUGUAAAACUUGGUGUACUCUGGAGUUGCUGAUAUCUCCUUGAUCCUCCUUUUACCCUUCUCUUGUGUGUGAAUGUUGUCAUUUUGGUUACAUAAAUCAUUCUCCAACUGUGAAUUCUUCACUGUUUGUUUAUAAAAAGAGCAAGUAGAUUGCUUUGAACUAUAUCUGAUCUGGAGUAGAUGUGGUUAGCUGUUUAUCUGCAAUACAGAGCUGUGUGUGCUCUGCCAAAAAUAGUCUGUACUGAGAAAAACUGAAUUUUGUCACUUGACUCGGUACCCAAAUUGUUCUUUGUGCAAAAAGAAUAUUGUGGCACUUUUUUACAAAAACGUACCACAAGACCCUUCAUUAAUUUUACUAACAGACUGUUAGUGUCAGGGCUGGUUCUGUAGGUUAUGCAAGUUUGCCUUUUUGUGUACAUUCUGUAGUUUAUUCUGUAUAGUCAUAGGAAGUAGGAGGCAGGGCACUAAAGUUCUUCAGUUUUUUCCAACUCAAACAAAAAUUCAGGCCAUAAGAGCUGGAAACUCCCUACUUCUUUUCUUCAUGAAAUCCUAUAAGGAGCUUAAUGCUAUGAUGUGGUGGUUCUAAAAAUAUUUUUGCAUUUCUUGAUUUUAUAAAGUGUUGUAUAGCUUACUUAUAAUAAAAAUGUAUCUUAAUACUUAGUUUUAACUCUUCCCUGUUAAUAGUGAUUUUACUAAAAUGUGGAUCCUGUGCAUUUGAUUGAUGUCCUGAUUUAUGUUUGUUGUCUUUACAUCAAAGAAACCCUGCCCUCUGCUGUUUGAACAGUUUAUUGGCAUCAGUAGAUUUUUUCUACUGAAGAAUUUAAGGGCACCUGAACUGUUCAGAUGCUGAUGAUGGCAGAAUUGUAGUUGCGGUCUUGCCAUUUCCUGUAAUAUUCUGUUGUCUUUAACUCUUUUAAGAACUAGUCAGGGCUGCAGAAAAGCCCCAGAACAAAGGAGGAGCUGUACUUGAGCAAGAGACAUUUCUUCACUUUGGAUCACAAUUGGAGCCCAUUAAGCAACAAACUCAUCGAAUGUUCCUUUUGAGGAUGAAACUAAUGCAUUUUGUUAACAGCCUGCAUAACUACAUCAUGACUAGAGUAUGUGAUGCAUUAUAAUUUCAUUAUUAAUGUGCUACUUUCCCUAACAGUCCAGAAUGACUUCUGACAUAGGUGCAGGUAGUUUGACCUUCAUUUUGUAUGGCAGAAGUACAUCUCAUUCAUUUAGGUUUUAGCUAAUAUCCGGAAUAUGUUUAAAAUAGCAGUGGCUGUUCAGAUGUUGAAUAACCCAAUUCUACUAAGUCACAAUGCUUUUGGAACACGUGAUAGAUCCUUCCGUAUUACUGUAUUCUUGCCAGAACUCUUAAUUCCGUGUACUGCAAACAGAAGCCCUUUGCAGAACAUAAAAUGUUUAAUAGCCAGCUCAGCUUGUGAUCUUGGAGAAAAAUUAGAGGUGUAAAACAUUUUUCAUAGAAGUGUGCUAAAGACAAGAUUUAAGCAUAAAGUUUAAUCACUCUGUUUUUCUAAAGAUUCUUCAUAGUACAGGUUUAGAAUUUCAACAUCAAGUAGAAGAAGCCAAAGAUUUAGACCAGCUGAUUAAAAUUCAUUACAGAUACCUUUCUACAAUCCAUGAUCGCUGCCUGCUGAGAGAAAAGGUACAUCAAGUUAGACUACUAUGGUGUAUUUAGUUUACACAGCAAAUACCUAUAACAGUUGCACUCUAUUCAGGGGUUUUAUAUCAUAUAUAACUGCUAUAGAAAAAAAUUAUCUGUUGGGUCAUUGUGAGGGUGAGCAGAGCUCCUUAAAAAGGUAAAGGUAAAGGGACCCCUGACCAUUAGGUCCAGUUGUGACCGACUCUAGGGUUGCGGUGCUCAUCUCUCUCUAUGGGCCGAGGGAGCCGGCGUUUGUCCGCAGACAGCUUCCGGGUCAUGUGGCCAGCAUGACUAAGCCGCUUCUGGCGAACCAGAGCAGCACACGGAAACGCCGUUUACCUUCCCGCCGGAGCGGUUCCUAUUUAUCUACUUGCACUUUGACGUGCUUUCGAACUGCUAGGUGGACAGGAGCUGGGACUGAGCAACGGGAGCUCACCCCGUUGCAGGGAUUCGAACCGCCGACCUUCUGAUCAGCAAGUCCUAGGCUCUGUGGUUUAACCCACAGUGCCACCCGCGUCCGCGUUCUAUAACUGCUAUAGAAAAAAAUUAUCUGUUGGGUCAUUGUGAGGGUGAGCAGAGCUCCUUAACCUUCUUAAAAUAGCAUUUUCAUUGUUUGUCCAGGAGACUUAGAAUAUUUUAUUUGCCCAAUAUUUUGAUUUAAUUGUUUGCAUAAAUUGUUUAAACACUUAUCUGAAUGAGCCUUUAUUAUAUUUACAAAAGCUCUUGAAACAACUGUUUCAAAACAUUGAGAAGGCUUCGUUCAUUCACAAUUGAUAGAGGGUGUAUGUUCUCUAUCAGUAGGUAGAAGAGGAAGGACUAUAAUGAUUCUGCAGUGCAAUACUGCUGUGGAUGUCAGGAUCAAAGCCUGGGGGUAGGGCUUAAACUUGUGGAGGUGUGUGCUAAGCUGAAUGGAAGCAGUUCCUCCUUCUCAACCACUGAAACUCCUAGCCUUGCCUGACUAGGAGUUAGCACUUACAUCCUGCUAUUUUGCUGUCAGAGAGCCAUGGGGACAGGACACAUGCACAACCCUCAGCCCACACUAGUUUUGGGUGGAUAGCUUUUACAUUGGGUAGAGCAUUGGAACCACUUGGGAGAGCUGGAAAAAAUGGAAAAUGCACUAGGGAAGUGGAACUGCCUUGAACUUCAGUAUGGAACUAUGAUCACAGCUGCUACUUUUAAAAUGUCAUUUACAGGUUAGUUUUGUGAAAGAAGCUAUAAUGAAAGUGCUGAACCUAGUACUGAUGUUUGCAGACCGUUGGCAAGCUGGUUUGGGAGCUUGGAAGUAAGCACACACAAAAUAAUUUGGAUUGUAAUAAUUUCACUGCAUUAGGCUUUUAAAUGGCAUUAAUCCCUUACAUGAAAUAUUGGCUAGGAUGCAGUGGAACAGGCAAGAGACUAAUCGCGUGGCCAAGAAUGAAAUGGAUUUAAGAUAGAUCUCAUCAGCUCUGGGCACAUGUUGCCUUGAAAUCAGCAUGCUUUUUAAAGAUAAGGUUGUAAAUCAUACAUUCAUAAAAUAAAUUAUAACUUUUAGAUGCUUAACAGUAGAAAGUAUUAAGUUAAUGUAGCCUUAACUUGGUGUAAGUACCAAACAGGAUCAGUAUGGUCUGAAUAAUUUUUCUUUGAUUGGUGCUACUGGGAAAUAUUGAAUGCAUUGAAGUUUUGUUUGAAGUGCUUUUAUGGUGUGAGAAUCAUGAGUUUCUCAGCCAGUGACUUAAUUUGAUCUUUUGAAGAUGCAAAGCUAUUUUUAAAAGGGGUUACAACAGUUGUGUUGUGUAGACCCCUAUAUCUUUUUUUUUAUUUCAAACAGCUUGAUAUCUGGAUAUAUUUUCUGCAUAUUCAUGCAUCUCCUUUAGAGUAAAGAACAGUAAUGAGGAAAAACUAGUCAUAGAGGCCACAUCCAAGAACAAACCCUUCCAUUUGCUAGGUACCUGUGCAUUUACAAUAAAAAAUUUGGCUAAGACAUUCUAAUGCCAAAAUGAUUUAGGUUUAAUCCAGUUCAAUUUUUGCUGAUUUCCACUAAAAGCCCCUGAAAAUAGGUGGGGACCCCCCAGAAUAGUAUGGAAAGGUGCAGGUAGAAGUGAAAAUAGCCUACUGAAAAGAGGAACCCUUUUUGUUCUCAAAACGAAUUUUAUUAUAUUUUUUACUACCACUUUAUUUUUGUCUACUUAAAAUAUUCUGCCCUGUUGUCAGGAUGGAAUCAAUAACGAAGAUGGAAUCUGACUUUAAAAACUGCCACAUGUUUCUUGUGACAGUACUGAACAAAGCAGUCUGCAGAGGUUCCUUCCCACAUUGUAAGUAUUUAGAAAAUAAAGGUAACAUUUGAUUUUUCAUACCAUUAGGCAUUUACUGCAAAGUGCAUUGUGCUGCUUUCUUAGCGCUUUCAGUCUCUAAAUAAUUUUAAAGCAUAGUUAUCUGCUGAUAAUUAUAGGGGGAGAUUUUUGUGUGUAUUAACAAGGAUUCUUUAGAAAUCUAUGUAAUUCAUAACCAGUUUGUUCAACAUGCUAUUUUUCUUCUCUUUUGAGACUAUGCAAAAUACAAAUGCCAGACAUUAAAAUAUUUCACUUUGUGUUUUGGUUCACAGUGGAGUCUUUAGCCUUGUCACUCAUGGCUGGAAUGGAACAAAGUUAGUAAAAUGCAGAUGUGAUAAAACUACUCAAACGCCUGCAACAUCUUCUGUGUAAUAUUGUAAUCGUCCAAUGCUGAUUGCUUGCAUGAAGUAUAUUUUGAACUGUGUGGCAGGGUUUUCAUUUUGAGUGAUCCCAGGAUUGCAGUAUUAUUUCUAGGAUGUACAUAUUUGUGCUUGAAACUGUAAAAAACAACAACGCAUUCAUCUGUAAAUAAAACACUGAAUGCAAUUAUUUAUACAGUAUACCAUUUAUUUUAUAUAUUAGGAAAUAUUUAAUCAGAUCAGGUCAUUCUUUUGUUUUCCUCUGUGAGGAACAGUUACUAAAAUGCAUACUGUAUAGCAAAAAUUCUAAAAGAAUUUCUGUGAACUUUGCUCCUGUGCAUAGCUUGCAGGCUGUCCCUGAAUGCAGUGGCAGAAAUGUUUUAUUCAGAAACAUUUAUUUAUUUAAUAAGCAUACCACCCUUCAUCUGAAGAUCACAGAGUGGUUCACAACAUAACAAUGCAAAAUGAGAACGCAAAAUACAUAAUAAAACAAAAGCAAACCAAUAACCCCCUCCCACAAACACAUAAAAGGCCAUAGAAUGUUUCAUCAACCAAAGGCCUGGUUAUAGAGAAACUUUUUCACCUGGUGCCUAAAGAUCUGUAAUGAGGGCAUGAGGCGAGCUUUCCUGGGGAGAGCAUUCCACAAGCGGAGCCAUUGGAUGCCUUCCUUUUUCCUUUUCCCAAGAUAAAUUGUCACAUGCUCUCAAAAUAUAAAAUGUCACCUGCAACUGAAAUCCCAGCAGCUGUAGUGCUAUGGCAAAUGAUACUAUUUUGUUGAAUUGUGUUUUUUUUUUGUUUUGUGUUUUUUUGUGUGUGGAAAUGAAUAGCACAGGUAAGGCACUUUAUGCCACCAUUAACUUACUGCACAUCACAACAUUCUAACAUUUGUUUUGGCAUUCCUAGCAGCUUCAAAAUGUUCAUUUUUAAGCUUUGUAAUCUUAACUGCUAGCAACAUUACUGGUGCAUUAGGAUGGACUAUGUUUGCAUUAUCUGCUUACAUAAUGUGUAAGGAUAAUACUUCCUUCUCUAUACUGCUAAUGCAUUUCUAGUGUAACUGCCUUUUGUGAAACCUGAUAGCAAGUGAUUUGAUUCUGGAAGGAAUUUCAUGGGAAAUAUAUCAUGAAGAUUGUAGAAGAUUGUGUAACUCAACCUUCACAUGACCAUAAAUAUAUUACUGUCUGAAAACUGGCUGUUGUAACUUGCUGCUUUUAUAAGGUACUGGUAGUUUCCCUUUUAUAUUGUUGGGUGUGUGUGUGAAGCUUUUGGUUAAUUCUUUAUUAAGGCAAUACCAAGCUUGCUAUAAAAAAAAAAUGACACUGUGCCUCUUACUGUAGUUGAGAACACAACUCUUUACCAACUUUAGUAAGUACUAUUUAUUUUAUUUAUAUAUAUGCUACAGGGAUUGCCCGCAGUGGCUCAUACAAGCCAGAAAUUUUCUUUAAGUUUUUUUUAAUGGCAGCCAUGCCCUUGACCUGUGGAAAGGCUUUUUUAAAGAAACUUUGAGGAGGGGGAUGCUCAAGUAUUUGUGAGUGUGUGUGUGUGUGUGAGAGAGAGAGAGAGAGAGAGAGAGAGAGGGAGAGAUGCAUGUUGAAACGCACAAACACAGAGAGAAAGAAUUCUGGUCUGUUUGUAUUUAUGAUCUGUGACCUGGACAGAGAGAGUGAAAUAUGUAUGUGUGGCUUGAAUGUAAGAAGUGCAUGAGUGUGUGUGUGUGUGUGAGAGAGAGAGAGAGGUGUGGUUUGAUCCACUUGAAUAUUUUUUGUGGUACUGGGGAUUUCUCUCUUACUAUUAUCUGGGUAGGAAUUAAUAUUAUGUGAUCUGCAUAAUUAGGAGCAGCAAGGCAUAGGUGAUUCCCAUGACAAGCAUGAGGUUGUCUGGAUGUGGGAAGAGUACUGUACUAUUACUAAUUUUGUGUGAAGCCAUCCCCAUGGAGUCAUGUUGUGUUAUGCCAUUUCCUUCUUUCUCACAACAACCGUUUUGUAUUAUGUUAUACCUUCAUACCAACUACUUUGUGAGUGGCAUCCACAGCACUUUCUCAAAAUGUUCCCACUGGCCCAGUAAGAUUGACAGUUUGUAAAGCAAAAUAUUUAACCUGGUUUUUAAUAAGAUUUCAAAAUAAUGAAAGCAUCUAAUAAUCCCAGUAAACAACCAAAUCAGUAUAAUGAACAAAGCAAGAAUGGACAACAUGAAAACAGGUGUUAUCUUGAAGAAAACAGUCUUCAGCUGUCUUUGGAAGUAGAAUGGGUCUAAACAUGCUUCAUUUAGACUGGUUUGCCUGCUCCUUUCAGAGGUUCUAUAGAAGAUCAGAACAGGAUCAGGAUGUCUUUAGAAUAUUUUAACUUGUGUGUGUCUGUCUCCUUCAGAAGCUCCUUUUAGGGAUUUGAUAUCCAAAGCCUUGAAUUGGAGCUGGAAAGAAAUGAGUCUGUACAUUCUGCUCUGGAAUAGGUGAAAUAUGAGAGAACUAGUCUUCACCUCUCAAGAAGCAUGUUGUUGAUUACUGCACUAGCUGAUGCUUCUGAACCAUUUUCAAAGGCACCCAGAAAAGGAAUGACUGGCCAGGUCUCUUCCAGCAACCUGGGGACUGUGUAUCAGUUUUAGGGAUAUAAAUGCUUGUGUGGAAAGAAAAUUAUACGGAACAGUGCUAACAUUUGGGGGGGGGUGACUGCACAACUUUUAAAUCAUGGAUUAUAUAAAAUCAUGUGGCUGGCCUUUUUAAAAAAAUGUUCCUUCUGAAUGGGAUACAGCUGAUGCUGCUGUAUAGUAGCUGAUUAUUUAAAAGCCGUUUCACAUUUCAGACCUUACAGAGCAAGUCCACUCUGUGGUGCUGGAGAGUUUGGAUGUGACCCUUUGGCCACCAGAAUUGUGGGUGGGCUGAAGCUACUGCCAGUAGGACCCAGAGGACACUCCUCUCCCAAACCCAAGUGUUUCUGGGGUGAGGUAGGGAAAGGCAGAACUGGGCAUGGAAGGGAUUUGCUGGGUUGAAAACCAGUCCAGCUACUACCAGUGAGCUUCACCAAGCCCCUUUGCUGUGGCAACCUAGAGCAAAAAAGGAGUGAACCAACCACCAACUUUUGUCCAUGCAGCUCUCAUUCCCAGAUAAGAUUUAGGAUUCUUUCCUUCAAGAUUUAAAGCUGUAUUAAUCCAACGUACGCAUUAGUUCCAGAUUGCUUUAUGAGGGUAGAUAAUUUUUUUUUAAAAAAAAAGACAAAAGCACAAGCCGAGGUAUAAAAUGGGCGUUGGUCUUUACAAAAAGGAUGUACUCGGUUUGUCCUCAUGUGUCUAUAAAUUCCAGGCGGAACGUUUGUGACCUUAAGAAUCGUUCUGAAAUUAACUCAGCUGGAUGCUGGGAUGAGAGGACGCUGGAAGAUUUAGAAAGGGUAUAUGCCACGAAAUCCCUAAAUUUGCAAUGAAAGAAGGCACGAUGUGUGCAGCCAAAAUCGUUCAACAGUUUUUGUGCGGGGUGCCUAACUUCACAGCGAUCCGGGCUGCGAGCUGAGCGCUCGCCGCCUCCAACCUCCCUCCCUCCUUCCCUCCCUCUGCAAACCGGACCCGUUUCGACGGCUGUGUGAGCAAGAUGUGGGAGGAGAAUCGCUGGCUGGGAGGAAGGAGGAGCCGGAGGCUGGCUGGCUGGCUGGGCCAGGGUAGCUUCGCCUUGGAGAGGAAUGGCUGCGGGUUUGGGACGGGACGGGGGAGGAGCUGCAGGAAAGGGUGUUUCCUGGCACGGUUUCCUUGUUUGAGUGACUCAGACAGGAAACUCCCUGCUUCGUGCGGCCCUGGGAAAAGGAAAGCGGCCCUGGCGAGGACCCCUCCGCCGACGCACAGGCACCCUCUCGCCGUCGCGCUCGAGGGGGGAAGCGGCGCCUCAGGGAGAGCAGUGCCGGGGGCUCCGCGGGCUCCAAGCGGAGGUAAGCCGCGGGCCUUUUUCGCCCUUGGAGGCUGCGCGAGAGAAACUUUCCUUGAGGCGCGCCCUUAUCCGCCCGGGGAGGAACUUGCCCUCUGCUAAGCUGCUCCUCUUUGCCUCUCUUGCAACAAAAUGCCGGGCGUUUAGAGCUUCGGCUGCAUGCAAGAGACCCGAGCCCUCCUUCCCCCGCUAUAUGGCCUAACCAGAGGGGCGGACGUCAGUGUCUGCCCGUGGAUUUUGGGGCGGGCCUCGGCGCUUCGUUCCAAACUUCCUUGGAAGUUUCGCUGCCUGUGGAGCGUCCCCGUUUCUGCCCCCGAGCCUCGCCUCAUUUUGGAAGGAGACCGAGGGCCGGAGCAGCCAAGGGGGUGAGGGGAGGAAGCCCAGGGUGGGUUUGGGCUUGGGGAGGGCAAGGCUCGGUUCAGUGGCGGGCUUUUGCGGGUGUCGUUUUGCUGCCCGUGGUGAGCAGCGGCCUCGGGCAGCUUGAUAAGGUCGUGGGGAAGGUGUAAAAACAGGAAUUUGGAAAGCACUUCCGCGCACCAGCUCUCCUAACAUGCGUGCAAGAUCUCCCUGCAUCGCUUGAUAAACACUCAAGGUGGUAUGUUCGCCCUGCACAACUUGACCUAAGAUAAAUUUCAUUGUGGAGUCGUAUAGCCUACACAGUAUGCAGAGUUUUAAGUCUCUUCAGCAUAGUAAAGAAGCCCAGACAAAUUGCUAGCACAUAGGUUUUGUUAGUCGUUUGUGGGUCUUAGGUGACCAGAGAGAGAGAGAGAGACCAGCCCUCUAUUUUGAGAAUAUUCACAGAAAGCGUGGGGAAACUUGAAGGUAUCAUAACUUGCUAAGGGACUAAUUUGCAGGAGACUUUGGAUAUGUACUAAUACACAUUGAAAGAGUGAGAAAGUUAAUCUUUGGUAAACACCCCUCAAUCUGCAAGGUAGUGGAGUUUGACUAAUCCAUCGCAGACCUACACAGAAGUUAAUGGGACUUGUUUCAGAAUAAACAUUCAUAGAGGAUAGCAGCUGAAGUCAUUAAAUAGCAACUAAUCAUUAAAAACAAUGAACUUGUUUUAUAGUGGCCAGGCCUAAGGCUGGCAGGCUUUUCCAGAAAUGUGUGUCUUUCUCUUGUAGUUUUCUGAAUUUCUGCAGUAAGCAGUUUAUAUAGUGUAGGUUUCAGGUGUUCCAAAAUCAGUGUCUUUCAUUGAGAGGCACUCACAUUUCACUACCCUAAUACAAAAGUUGAACUUGCAAAACACUGAAAUAUGACACAGGGUGUUGGAAUAGUUGCAUUUUAGGCUGAUUUUAGUAGCCUCAAUUCUAGGGAUGGGUUAGAGCAUUCAGGCAUAACUAACUUCAUUAUGAACCCUUUAGUUGGGUUUUGGGGUAGUGAACAUAAUUUACAUUAAUGUUCUGGCCACAGCAUUAUGCAAAAUUAUUUUAUAAUGUCUACUAGCUAUGUUUAGCUCUAUUCUUACUUUUACUCUUCCCCGUGUUAUCUGUAUUUACUAUACUGUGAUUCACAUAUUUUUCACCUGGUCAUUCAGGAAUGGAGAUCAAGAACAGGUUACUUCCUCUGUUCAAACUAUUUAAUUAACACCCUACACAAAUUCACUUAACUCUCACCUGCUCGUGUUUUGCUGUUUUAAGCAAUCUGUUUGGAUGCCAGUGAACUUUCUUGCUUUUAUUUCUAUUUCUUUUUCACAUUUUACAAAUAUUUUAAAAACAAAUCUACAGAUCCACUUUACAUUCCCUUCGACUUCCCUCCCCUUCUUUCUGCAGUUAUUUAUUUUAUAUCUUUUUAUUACUGCAUAUCCAAUUCAAAUCUUUUUACCAAUUUUCCCGAGUUUAUCUCUUACUGCACAUGUUUAUAUCAGUCCUGCUAAUGUUUUGAUUUGUUUACAAUGCAUCUUCAGAUAAUAAGUUUUCCCCACUCUAUUUUUAAAAGUCUUUCUUCUUGGUUUCUUACUCAUCUGGUAAGUUCAGCCAUUUUUGCGUACUCCCAUUAGUUUUAAUUGCUAAUCUUGUCAGAACUGUUUUGAACUUUCUUGAUUUUAAAUGGGAUGCGCCACUGUGGAAAACAAGAUGCUAGAAUAGCAUCUGGCUUUCACUCUGAUUCAGUAGGGCUGCUCUUACAAUAUGAUAUUUUUUAUUCAUUAAUGAAGUCCACCUUUGUACUGCAAGGGAUUCUCAAGAGAAUAUUGAACAAUCAAACUUAUUAAGUAGCCCAGAGUAUUGCAGUUAAAUGCUGAUAAUGCAGUUGAACGAAAAAGGAGCUGAAGAAAAUACUCUAAUGGAAUAUAAAAAUUGAACCCGAGCUUAGUCUCAUGUGGCUUGGAAGGGACAUGGUUUUAAGAGGGAAUUCAGGAGGAUUUGUCAUGUUCUCGUCUUCCAUCCCUCAAGGUCCAACGUAUGAAUACGUGAUAGCUUCCUGAAAGUGACUACCAGGAACACCUUGUGUUUUCCUGCCAUUCACAUGAGGAGUUCCAUGGAGUGGUCACACUAAGAGGGUAGGGCUAUGGAUGACUCAGUGACUGUUUUUCCAUUGGCGAAGGCAGUAGGCCUCUGAAUUUGGGAACUUGUAGUUGGGGUCAGCACAUGCCCUGGUUGCAGGCUUUCCAUAGGCAUCUGGUUGACCGCUGUAAGAACAGGACUAAAUGGAACUUGGGCCUCAUCCAGCUGUACUUUACUUGUGUUUUUUAGAUCUAGUUCUCAGUGGGAUCUAAACUUUUUGGUUCACAACUCUAGCGGGUAGACUAGCUCUUACAUAACACAAUGUCCUCUCUUGUUUGUGGGGCAUCCAUUCAUGUCAAUCUACCUGCACUCUUUUACAUGGUUGGAUCUCGCACCAAGAUGACUUAAGGAAGAAUAAGGUAUUUGGCGUAAUACAGAUACCAGGAUAUUUAGCAUUUAUUUGGCUAUUAGAAGUGAAAGCCAAUGUGAUAGAUUGUAGGAAGCUGAUAAGCAUGCACAUACAUAUACACACAUAAUGUGACUAGUGAAUGUGUUGCAGGUUACAUGGACUCUUUUAACUAAUAUAGAAACAAGAAGUUUUUGGGUGUGCACGCGCUGUACUCCGUUGAAAUUAUUGGUGGUUCGGUGGCUUUUCUUCCACACCUGUAUUCUCUUCAGAUCAGGAGUAGCUAAUGUGGUACCCUCUCAUCAACUUUAGCCAGCCUGGCCAAUGGUUUGAGAUGAUGGGAAUUGUAUUCCAGCAACAUCUGGAAAGCACUAUGUUGGCUAACCCCGGUUAAAAUAGUGAUAGGGAAACUUCUCAUCAGGAAAGAAAAAGUGGAAUAUUGCAUGCAGUUUUUGCAGUGUACACUGUAGUUUUCCCUCCGCCCUCUGCCACUCAAGUUUUUUGUCUCCAAGCAUCCAUAGACGUCUCUUGAUUUCUUCCAGUACAUUCCAACUCUGUAAUUCUAAGGUUCUCUGAAUGGAUUCACUGCAUCUGUCCUUGGAUAGGAAUUUUCUGAGCAGAAGUGAAAGAGAGGAAGUUGUGCAGAUGGUGCUUCAUGCAUGGAGUAGCUAUUUUUUGUAUUUCUCUAAGCUGCAUAUGAAAUUUGCAUGUGAAAAAGGAAUCUUCAUCUAAAGAUCUUAGAUGUGCAAGUUAUGUGCCCGGUUUUAGCCAGCUGUAAAUAUACUUUGUACAAGAUAACUGUGUGCAGAACUGCAUGACUGCUAUUUCAUAGAAUCAGAGCUGCAAGGUACCUCAAAGUCCAACCCUCUGAUGGUUCAGGUGAUCUUCUACUUGUCACGUACUGGGGCUUUUUGCUCUUAGGUUUUCUUGCUGGUUUCUGUUGAGAAGUUUCAGCUUUGUUGGGACCAUAAUUGCCUUCAUUAUGGUGGAAAGAAUUUUUUCAGGGUCUUUGAGAACUUGUUUAUAGUAAAAAAAAAAAUGCUUUCAGAAGAGAACUCAACAUGUUUGUAUGUACAUGGCAAAUCUUAUUGCAGAAUUCUUCUGUGAUGCCUUUUUAUUUAUUUGAAACAUUUAGGCCCCUUCUUUCCCAACUAAAAGUUUUUCAGGUUUGUUUACAGCAAUAAAAAAACUAUAAAACAAUUUAUGAUGGACUUAAAACAUCACAGCCAAAAGGCCACAGUAACAAAUAUUAAAUAAAAAGCCCUCCAGAAUAAUCAAGUCUUCAGUGGAAGGUGGGCAGUGAUGGAGCCACCUUCAGGAAGAACAUUCUACAGCCUUGAGUUCAACUAUUUGUGAAUUAUAUUCACAGUUUCGUUGCAUGCUAGAGUAGGGGCAAAGUACCCUGUCCCUCCUUUCGGCAGUUUCUUGUGUUUCUGUGCUGGGCCUGGAGGAAAACACUUUGCCUCAUCCACCCACAGCUUAGAAACCUGAAUAAGCUAAAAAAUACUGAAUAGGUCUGCAAUGUAGACAAGGCGUAGCUUUGUGACAAUCUGCUGAUUUCAUUCUUUUUUUGAAUCACAGUAUUUUGUGCUGAUGAGCGCUCUUCCUGUUGUUUCUCUAUCAGUCAAAUGCUGAUUUUUCUGGCUUGCUUAGAGUUAAAAUAAGGAAGUCUAAGAUGUAUGCACAUCUCUUGAAGAAAAACUACAAAACGUUUGUUCCAUUCACCCCACUUCCAGUCUAUGUGCCCAGACAAACCAAAGAGAAAAUCCAUAGUGGUCUUAGUAAUGCAAGACAUGUUUCUGACUAUGUUUAAAUGAGGCAUGCAAGAAUAAAUUAACUUUAAAACCAAUUGAUAAUUCAGUGAAGGCUGCAAUCCUAACCCCAUUUACCAGAGUAAAAUCCACUGAAUCCCAUAGGACUUCUUUAUAAGUAGAUAUGGUUAGGAUUGAGCUGUAAAUGACUUUGAAGCAGAUUUGGUCCCACUUGAAGUCAAGUACAGCACAAUAUUUGAGAGGCUUUGCUUUAAAUAUUUAUAACAUCAUGUAUCUUGGGCCAUUUCCACUUUGCCAUUAGAAAAGGGAGCAGGGAUCAAACUGGUCAUUGAACUUUAAGCAGAGAACUAUGAUGGAAACAUGUGUACCAAGUUUAGUUGGUUAUAUCAGUCUUUAGUUGGUGAUCUCAAACUAUAUUGAGAACCCCAGUGUAGUUUCCUCACAACUUUCCUUAACCAUCAUUGAAAAAUAAUGGAGAGAGUUUGAUCUGGAGUUUGAAAUUGAAGCACAGAAUGGAAUGCUGAGUAUGCACACAUGUUUUCAUUCUGAUAUCUCUCUCUCCCAAGCAGUUACUGAAUUACAGUGUGUUUUGUUUUUUCAUCCCCAUUUUAAAAAUGGGGUCAGGGCGGUCACGGACAAUUGUGCCGUAAAAAUGCUUACAAGAUUAAAAUUUGAAUUUCUCAGUAUUUACCUGAAAGCAACACCCAAGCUUAUAAGAGUUGCUUGGUGAGUUAAAAUUUUGCCUGUUGAAUUAAAAUUGAAUUUGUUCUAAUGUAGGAAAUAGCCAGGGUACUGGUCUGCCUCUUGCCAAUGAAACAACAACAAUAGCUCUUGCUGGCUGAAUUUGUACAUAUAUUGAGAGUUUAUGAUGUUGAUGAUGAAUAGGUGCUGUUUUUCUAUGAGUGGGGUCAUCCUUUGUUUUUCUUCCAGUAUGUAGGCACAAGUACAGGCAAACCAUUUGAAAGUGAGUCACUAUUUCUAAAUUAGUGAGUUUAUGCAGUUUGUAGGUUGGCAGUAACCCGGCUGACUAAAUUUAGCCCUGCUUACUCAGUGACGGAACUGAAGAGUCAUGUCAAGGUAUAAUGGCACAAUAUUGAAUGCUGGCGAUGAAAGGAUGCUGUAGAGGCUAUACAGUGGUACCUCAGGUUAAAAACUUAAUUCAUUCUGGAGGUCCAUUCUUAACCUGAAACUGUUCUUAACCAGAGGUACCACUUUAGCUAAUGGGGCCUCCCGCUGCCGCCGCACAAUUUCUGUUCUCAUCCUGAGGUAAAGUUCUUAACCUGAGGUACUACUUCCGGGUUAGUGGAGUCUAUAACCCGAAGUGUUUGUAACCCAAGGUGUUUGUAACCUGAGGUACCACUGUAGUAAUGUAGAAAUCAUGUUGCUAGGUUUGUCAUUGCAAGAGGCAUAAGAAAUAAUUCAUCAUGCACAGUUUGGCAACAUAACAGGCAAGAAGCCAUGAUGUGGGAAUUGUAGAAGGUUUUAAGUUGAGCUCUAGAACUUAACUUGAGAAUCCCUUUGCAUUUCCAGGAUUCAGCAGUGAGAUAGGAAUUAUGUAGCAAUGGGUCUCCUUGCUUCAGAAGGGGAUUGGGUUAGAUGACCUUUGAGGUCACUACCAGUUCUAGGAGUAACAAUAAAUGAGGAACUGUAGCAGAUCCCACCACAUCUGCAUUUCCAGGGCAAAGGAGGUGACUUGGAAGCAGACUUCUAGUCACCUAGAACUUAAAUACUGGGUUCUUUUAGCUGGACCAGGGAUGGGGAACAUUUUUCAGCCCAGGGACCACAUUCACUUAUGAAUAAUCUUCUGGGGGCCACAUUUCAGUUGUGGGGCAGGGUCAGAGGGGCUACUGGGUUUUAUCCACCUAUAAACCCCUCUCCAGCCUCCUUUCAAGGAAGCAGGAGGCUGUGUAAUGAUACAUUUAUAGUGAGGAGCAUCACUUCUAAGGGUGUGGCUUUGGGAAGAGUUUUCCCCUUCCUUGAGAAAGCAAGAACCUUUCAAUUGUUUUUGUUGUUGUGAUAGCUACUAAUGUUUCUGCCUGUCAUCUUUGGUGAAUGUUUCUUCCGAACGUUUCCUACAUGUGGUAAACUUAUGAGUGAAAGCUCCCCAGGAUGUGGUACUCCUCACAUCUCGGUCGUUCUUUACGAGUGUGACAGGCCGAAGUUAUGUCACGUUGACUGUUCUUUGUGAAAUACGAACGCAAGGACAGCCUUGUAAAUAUGCCCACAGGAGCCACUAUACUGCAUAUUAUUUAUUUGGUUAUUUGUUUUACAAGACUCCUGAAGGCUGGCAGAGGAAGGGAGGAGGCCUGUAUUUCUGUGCUUGUUGUGGAAGAUAGGGCUACAUUCCUCUAGUAUCUCACACGGUUUUAUGCUCAAUACAGAGGAGAGAUAGUGCUGCAUCCUUCUCCACCAACCUACUCACUUGCGGGCAAUGAAUUCCUCUUUGCCUGUGGCUUCCAGACUAAUGCUUAAACCCAAAAGGAAUUUGAUCCCAUUAUUUCCUUUUUUGCACACACCAGACACCUUUAUGCCCAGAAUAUUGGGGGGGGGGGGACGUGCCUAUCCUGCAGGAUCUGAACUCUCUGAGAGGGUUUUUUCUGCCCCUUUUUAGUACCGCUGUUGUGAUGCCAAAAUGUUUUUUGUGCCCCUCCCCCAUUGUUUCCAUGUCUUUUUUUUUUUUUUAAAUCGUUUCAAUUUUCUUUUACUGACUACUCUGCUGUGAUACUGUGAUGGCAGAAACCAUUUGUACCACCACGAAGAUUCCCCUCAGAUUUGUUGGGUUUAAAGGAAAUGAAGUGGUUUCAUCCAUCUGGCCACAACUGCUUUUGCUGUGCCCUCUUUUACAUGCUGUUCCUUGACGGCCGGGCCCAUGGGUCAAAAUGGCCCUUAGCCUGAUAAAGAUUAACCAUUCCUGGUCUACAGCAUGCUGCAGGUGAUCUCUACCUGUUAUGGAUUUUGCCAGUUGUUUAAAGUUAUGUUUUCUCUUUAUAGAACCAAAAUGACUGCCCAAGUUACCUUGGAGGACGCUUUGUCCAAUGUAGAUCUCUUGGAAGAAUUGCCACUGCCAGACCAACAACCGUGCAUUGAGCCCCCUCCAUCAUCCUUGCUUUAUCAGGUAUGGCAUCUGCAAAAUGAAAUAUUUGUUGACCUGUUUAAGACCACCAUUUGAAUAAACUUCUUCAAGACCUUUGAUCAUUUUGGUGUCUUAUUUCUUUUCAUGCAGCCAAAUUUCAACACCAAUUUUGAAGACAGAAAUGCAUUUGUCACAGGCAUUGCAAGAUACAUCGAACAGGCAACUGUUCAUUCUAAUAUGGUAAAUAUUUUUCUUAUGUUUUUCUUCCUUUUUUACAGUGACAACAUAAAAAAAUACGGGCAAGUGAGGGAAGGGUAGCAUGGUAAAAACUGAACAAUUUCCUCUUGUCAGGAUCUGAUUACAGUAGAAGGAAAUGGGAAAUUACGUUAGUAUGUUUAUUUCAAGCUGGAAAAUUCAUAUGUUGUUGUUUUUUUAAAAAAGUGUUAAACUAUAUGUGUAUAUUCUGCAUGUGUUCUGGAUAAUUUUCAGUACUUUCACCUGUUCUGUGGUAGAAACUUUGGCUUAAUUUCAUUCUUUUAGUGUGUGUUUGUGUGUGUGUAUUUUCUCAGUUUGUAGCACUGUGAUUAUUUAGGUCCAACAAAUAAAAAAAAAGUUCAUUAGAAGUUCUGUAAAUGUAAGUUUUAGGAAGAGGCGCCAGAGGAAGCUUAAAGGGAGUUAACUCAAAAAUUCUGAGAAAUGCUGACUUAGACUGUCUCAAGUGAUCCUUGAUUCUGCUAAAAUAAGCCAUCUGGUGUUACAUUAUUCCUUAGUUAUAUACUGGAUUGGCAAGUUUCAUUGCUUAGCCUUCCUUUUUUACGAUUUAAAGGGGACGGCUUUGAUGGCUAGAGCUGAUGGGUAUUGCCGUCCAAAAACACCUGGAAGACACCAGGCUAGGGAAGGUUGGUCGAGGAUGCACGAUUCUCACUUAGGAUGCUAGAGGUCCCAGGUUCUUUGUCUUUAAGGGAAGGGCCAUGUUCUGUGACGGAGCAAAUGAUUUGCAUGUGGAAGUUCCGAGGCUCAGUCCCUGGCAUCUCCAGUUUUGAAAGGAUUGGGUAGCAAGCAAUGUGAAAGGCCCUUUGUGUAGGACCCUAAAGAGCCACUGCGAGUCAGAGGAGGCAGUUGGCUCGAUGGACUAACAGUCUGACCUGGUAUAAAUAACACAGCACCCUAUGUUCCUGCAGUUGGACUGUUCUGUGAUUCUGCUCAAAUGUGAGAGUUUAGUAUUGGGCACAUACCAAUUAAGCAUCCCAAGAAACUUUUUCUUCAACCGUUUGUUAGGGGAUAUGAUUCAUUCAGUGAUUUGUUGAAGCUGUAACCAUUAUUGUUGAAAAUGAAAGAUUUGGCUAUGUUCCUAAGCACAAUUAUUUGGAAAAACCAGGGCUUAGAAUUCCCAGUUGGCGAUGUUCAGAGCUGGAGAAAUAGUCAAAGCAAAAUUUUGGUCAGUGUUCUGAUGAAAGCUUUUAGCUUAUCUCUUCUGAGAUGCCAGGCAGAUGUUUUAUUUCUUUCUUUACAUCACUGCUAGCUCCAGCAAACUUCCCUUUGUGUUCAUCUCUGCAUCUUCUUCGUCAAAAUAACAGCUUUUAUUUUUACGAUAGAACGAAAUGUUGGAAGAAGGGCAAGAAUAUGCUGUCAUGCUGUAUACAUGGAGAAGCUGCUCAAGAGCCAUUCCUCAGGUAAUGGAGCAACAUGGACUCUUUAGUGCUAUCAUUUUGGCUUCUUACAAAGGUGUUGUGUCUCCCAUUCCAUACAGCUGGCUCCUGGGACAGCUGCCUUCUCAGCACCUGUCUACCUGCCUGAAGGGUGUGUGCACAUGUCUCAGUGUACAGGAACCACUUCCCAUCUUUUUCUUGGACGCUUUCUCGUUCUUGCAGCACACAUAUUUUUUACUGCAAUAGAGGACAACGUUAGAAAAUUAAUGAGGAAGUGCUGUACAGUGGAAAGAGGGCAGGUGCUGACAUUGGAGAUGAUCUUCCUCUAUUUUAGUAGUACUAGAGGCAGAACCAAUGUGAAACUCUACUCACCCCCUCUCGAUCUUUGUAAGAGACACCACCAACCUGUUAUUGAACUACUAGGCAAGCCCUUUCCAGCACUUGACUCAAGUGUGUUGCAUUUGGUAGAAUAGUUAUUGAAUCAAGUGCUCAAUAAGAAGGUGUGUUAUGUGGCAUAGUGUAGCUUGCAUGUUUUGAAAUAGAUAUUUUUGUGUGCAGAAGUUUUGUUCCGUGAACUGCCCUGGGUCCUCCGGGUAUAGGGCAGUAUAUAAAUUAAAUAAAUAAAAAUGUUAUAACAAGGUGAGGAAGAUGUGUGUGAAGAGUAUAUAAUCUGACAAAUUCUGCCCUCCCCUUUUCAGGUGAAAUGUAAUGAGCAGCCAAACAGAGUGGAAAUUUAUGAAAAAACAGUGGAAGUGCUGGAGCCAGAGGUCACAAAACUGAUGAAUUUUAUGUACUUUCAGGUAAAUGAAUAUUGCUUGCUAACUUGAUGGCUGUUCUUCUUUCCCAGUGCUUUUCAUGAUUGAAGCUUUCUCCAGCAUCCUUCCUUCCUCAUCUGCCUUGUCUGUUCCAUGGUAGAUAUGUGUGGUAUUUAUUACUUAAUGAAUGGUUCACGUGGAGAGUCAUUUUGUGUACCAGCAGUGUAUGGACAAAUCUGAUCACUACAACCUGUGGGUAGCACUCUUACUUUAAACAACAACAACACAGAGAUUUGUUUUUAUCAACAGAGAAAUGCAAUUGAAAGAUUCUGUGGAGAGGUGAAGCGUUUGUGUCAUGCUGAGAGGAGGAAGGACUUUGUGUCUGAAGCAUAUCUGAUCACUCUUGGAAAGUUUAUCAACAUGUUUGCUGUUUUGGAUGAGCUGAAAAAUAUGAAGUGCAGUGUGAAGAAUGACCAUUCGGCCUACAAACGGUGAGAUGCUCUGUGGGGAUGUGGGGCCGGGGGGCAGCGUUUUCUAUAGUUGGUUUAUGUUGUUACUGUGAAUCAUGCCAACUAGUACAGAGUUUUAGUAUCGUGUUUGCUGUUUUAUCAGUGCAGCAUCUCUUCUAAUCUUCUGCGUCUGAGCUGCUUGGAACUAGUGGAUCACUGUAACCCUAUGUCAGAUGCGACAAGCCUUUGACUCUUCAGAUGUUGCUGAAGUACAACUCCCAUCAUUCCUAGCUAAUGGUCAUGUUUCCUGGGGCUGAUGUUGGAGUUCAUCAACAUCUGGAGGACCAAAGCUUCUCUACACCUGCCCUGCACAGUUGCUGAGUGUCAUACCCAGGCACAGGCAAACUCGGCACUCCAGAUGUUUUGAGACUACAGUUCCCAUCAUCCCUGACCACUGGUUCUGUUAGCCAGGGAUGGUGGGAGUUGUAGUCCCAAAACAUCUGGAGGGCCGAGUUUGCCUAUGCCUCUUGUCAUACCUGUUGAAUUAAGGCUAUUUCACAGAUUGCGUGGUGGCAAACAUGUUUUCAUCUCCAAAUACCUCUGUGGCAGCUUGCUGCGAGACAUACUAGCUUCCUAGCAUACAUGCCUAUAGGAAUGUGUGUCUAGAAAAAUGCAGGCAUUGUGUGCACAUAUUUUGUGUAUCAUCAAAAAAAGUAUAAUAUGUCAGACAACCCUCAGGGUGUUUAUAUACUGGAAACAUACAUCUGUUGUUUUCAAACCUCUGUUUGAUAGGGGCACAUUCUCUGCAAGGAGUUUCAGAUUAAGUCUUCUGGCAGCAUUUACCCCUAUGGAAAAGGAAGCAUCCUUUUUCUCUUGGCAUAUGAAGUUGCCUAUAGCACCACAGGACAGUGUGGCCACAAGAUGGCACUAGUUGUUUGCUAUAUGCUAUGUUCACAUUUUGUGUAUACUUGUAAAAUAUAUAUCUUCCCCCCACCCACCCCCAAAAAGGUAUAAAAUGUGUCCUGGAAAAUACUCUCACAGUGAGUUGAAACAAGAAGAGGUGGACUCAGGUUAGAAACUGCACAGGAUUGGGGGCUGGUGUCAAUGUGACAUGCUUCUUACCUGUUUCUCCAGGAAAUGUGCAUGAGGCAGAUAAGAGAUGACUUUUGUGCGUGGAUAUCUUUUUCCUGGAGGGGUGGAAUACAAAUGGGCUGCCCGUUUUGAAAUUGCAUUUCUGUUACAAUAUGCCUCCAUGAGCAUCUUUGCAAAAGCACUCCCAACGGUGAUAACUGUUGAAGAAAGGUUGAAGAAAAACGUUGCACUGGAAAAUGCAUUCAUUCUGGUGGAACGUACUUAGAGCUGGGGCUCAGCCUCGGAACAAUUUCAGUGCCCAUAUCCGGUUCUGAACCAUGUCAAUAGAGAGCCUCUGAAGCAUGCUUGUUGGGGUUCUGAUGUACCACAGUCUGAAGCUUUGGGGCAGAACCCAGUAUCUCAUGGCCAGGUUUUGAGAGUUUGUUGGGGGGGGCGGGGAGAGGGCAUGGAAUGCAGGAGACAUUCCAUUGCAUGUAAGUGGCGUUCCAUUCUGCUCAUGGUGGGACCUUGCAAAUCUUGCCAGGUCUGAUUUUAUUUAUUUAUCACAAUUUUUUAUAAACUGCUGAACAUCACAAUAGUACCAUAGCAGUAUACAAAAAAAAAAAAAAGAACCCUCUGUAAAUAAAAUAGAUGACAACGUAGAUUACCUGCUCUUUGGUAAACUCAUCAUUCUGUGGUAGCUUAUAAAAAACUCCGAGAAAUUAAAGUUAGCAACCUGUUAAAUGUAACCCGUGUCAGGGCCUUUCUAACUUCAGUGGGAAGUGUGUCCUGCCACUGCAAUGAGGAACCUAGUCCCAGCUACAAUGGGAUGGACCUUUGGCACACUGCAGUAUCACAAGGAAGCAAUCUUAUUUGUAAGGAGGUUUUAGCACCAGCAUGGCUUUAAAAAUAAAAAAAUCAAGCUCUGGGUUCAUCUCAUGCAAUCCCAUGUUUGACCUGCAAUCUUCCAAGUGUGUUAUCUCUAUGUUCUGUGCCUUAAUGCUGCAGUCACCUGCAGUUCAUACCUUAAGACUUGCUUCUGUAAAAAAGUGCAUAGGCUUGGGUUCCUACAGAAUCUUGUAGGCAACAAACGGCUGUUCCUCUGAGAUAACACCUGCAAAACAAUGCCCCACGGAAAUGUGCCGGGUGGUUGAUUAUGAUGUUAAUUAUGAUGAAUAGCUUCAUUAAUCCCACACUGCUCCUUUCAGAAAAAUCCCAUUCUGUGCAGCGGGGAAGACAACCACCUAGUGUCUUAGUAUAAAACCACUUGCAAUUCAGGCCCUGCUGUUGCUUUUGGACUUCUGAAGGGUAGUGUGUGAGUGAGAGGGGGUGGGGAAGCAAAGAGAGAAGGCAGUUUUCUAAGAGCUCUGUCUUCAGAUGGCAGCUGAAAACGACACACCCAGCUAACUCCCACUUUAAUGAUUUGUUAAAAAUUGGUAGUUUGGAUCUGCACCCCUUAUGGGUGUAUACUAAGCUAUAGGAGGUUUCUUUAUGCUCUUGCCUGCAUGGUUUGACAUUUCUUAAGUGAGAUACCAUUCAGUCAUUGAGUGUUAUAUUGCAACCUUUUCCCUUUGUUACCUGUAUGACGUCAAUCUAAUAACUUCCAACCAUAAACGAGGUCCUUGCCUCUCGGUGUAUUUUUAUAUUGGUGCAUGUCUUAAAAUUUGUUGUCCACUCAAGAGGGGUAAAUUAGAAAUAUAAAAUAAGCAAAUAUUUUUGCCUAAAAAGGAAGGUGGAAAAAAAGGAAACGGUUCAGGAAGGAAAAAAUGAAGUUGAUUUUGGGUGCUGUUCUUGACACACACCUGUUUUGCAUUCUGCAUGGUUCCUCAAGAAUGAUAUAAAAUUAGGUAGUUACCGCUGAAAGUUGAUUCCAAAGUAGAAGUGGCUCUGCCUAAUUACCCUGUCAGAACUGAUCCUUAUGGAAAGCCACUGUUGCAGGAUCAGUCUCCAUGAAUGCGCCAGUUGCCCUUAUGCUGGCAACCGUGAGUCAGUUGCAUCACAAAUUAUUGCUGCUGGAAAAUAAUGACAGAACAGAGUGUGUUGGGACAACAACCUGAGUCUCUUGCCCACUGCACUCGCAUUUAUUGGUUUCUACAUUGCUCAUCAAGGUGUGACAUUGGAUCCCAUAGUGUGCAUGCAUGUGCACACGUGUGUGCUGGCUUCUUCUCUAGCAGCAGAAAAGCUAGUGGAGGCCAGCAGAGUCGUCUUUAUCCGGUGACAACAAAUCAUUAAGAUAUAGCAAAUGUCCUUCAUUCAUACACUUUGCAGUAAUGUGCUUUCUUGCAGGGGCCAGUGGCAUAGCUAUAGUGAUGAUAGAUAUGUCUAUCAUUCUUGCAAGAUUUAACUUUUUCUCCUGUUUCCUUUGAAGGGCUGCCCAAUUUCUGCGUAAAAUGGCCGAUCCUCAGUCUAUCCAAGAAUCCCAGAACCUCUCCAUGUUUCUUGCUAAUCACAAUAAGAUUACGCAGGUAUGUUUUUAAGUAAACAAAACUAUGAUGUCAUUGUUCCCUUCUUAUUCUUGUACAGAGCAUGGUAUCUUACGUGCUGAAUAAUAUAAUAAAAUCCAGCUAUUUCCAUACAUGGAGUUCUACAAGUGUUCUCUCUUAAUCCCCCCCCCAUUGCCAUAUACAAAGUUAAACUGGUUUCUGUUCUAGUCUUUACAGCAACAACUUGAGGUGAUUCCUGGCUAUGAAGAGCUGCUUGCUGAUAUUGUGAAUUUAUGCGUGGAUUACUAUGAAAACAAAAUGUAUCUAACGCCUAGUGAGAAGCACAUGCUCCUAAAAGUAAGAUAUGCUGCUUGAAGCAUUUCAACAUUUUGGGGGGGGGGGAUGCUGGGUGAGCAUUGGAAAUACUCUUGAAAUGCUAGAGGUUCGUUGUCAAUAAUUGGAAUAAUUGGUAUGCUCUUUGAAGUAUUUUCAGCCUCUCUUUUAUGUAUGUGAAUUCCCUCCCUCCACACUUCUAUAUGCACAGGGACUAAAUGAUUUUAAUGAAGGGGGUAGAGAAAAGGCAAAAAUGGAAUUAGAACGUUUUUGUGUCAUUUUGUCAUAUUGGGUAAAAGAUAUGCAGAGGCAAAUCUAUCAUUUGCAAUGCUUAGAGGAACUAAAUUGCUCGGCAUUCAUUAUAUUGGCUUUUAGCUAAACGGAUAUAGUAAUGUUGAAAAAAGCAAUGUAUUUGUGUCCAGGAAUUUUUCGGCACUGUGCCUCCAAAUGGCUCCGUAUGCAUUCAUUCCAUUGGUUUUUAGCCAAACGAAUAUAGUAAUUUUAAAAUUUUUGAAAAGGCUAGUUUAUUUGUGCCUAGGAAUCUCUUUGCAGUAUAUCUAGCACUGCACAGGAAAGCUAGUUUAACAGCUUUCAAAUCUGAUUACCAUACUUGAAUAAUUAGAAGCAUUUAUCCUUCAGGUGCUUAUAGCUCUGAAAUGUAGCAGUUAAAUUUGGCUGGGAUAUUCUAAGGAUUCCAGAGCUUAUUAUGCUUAUUCUUAACAUAUUUGACUGUGUUUUAUUUUAAAAAUCCAGGUGCCUGCUUCUAUGGCCUCUGGUGAAGCACAGUCUUACUCUGUGUUUAGAGUUAAUGAUUGAUUUUAAUAUUUUUUUUUUUUAUUUUUUUUUAUAAUAUUUAUUGGUUUUACAAAAAAAAAAAAUUCCAAAAGAUGCAAAAAUACAAAAAUUCGACAAACAGAAAACAACAAUAACAAUAACAAAAAGCAAACAGAGAUAACAAUAUCCAUAACAAAAAAAGAAAAAAGAAAAAAAGAAAAAGAAACAGAAAAAUUUAAAAAGUAUUAUACUUUCAUUUAACCUUCUUAUCAUUACCUAAUUCUUUGACUUCCCCACAUCUCCCCGCUUGUAUUUCCAUUUAAGAACUCCUUUCAGCAAAUCCUUACCCUCCUUUCUUUAUCUUAACUCAAAAAGUUAAUCUAUUUAUAUAUAAAUAUUACAACUUUAUCGAUCAAAUAUUCCAUGCUCUUAAUCACAAGGCUUUUGCCAAUACCAGUUAUUUUCAAUCAGACCUCAAUUUAACAUUCAUUAAUUUUAUAGUAUUUCUGUAGAUAGUCUUUAAAUUUCUUCCAAUCUUCUUCCACCGACUCUUCUCCCUGGUCACGGAUUCUGCCAGUCAUCUCCGCCAGUUCCAUAUAUUCGAUUACCUUCAUCUGCCAUUCUUCCAGAGUGGGUAAAUCUUGUGUCUUCCAAUACUUUGCGAUGAGUAUCCUUGCUGCUGCUGUUGCAUACAUAAAGAAAGUUCUGUCUUUCUUUAGCACCAAUUGGCCAACAAUGCCCAAGAGAAAGGCCUCUGGUUUCUUUAGAAAGGUAUACUUAAAUACCUUUUUCAACUCAUUAUAUAUCCUUUCCCAGAAGGCCUUGAUCUUUGGGCACGUCCACCAAAGGUGAAAGAAUGUACCUUCAGUUUCCUUACAUUUCCAACAUUUAUUAUCGGGCAAGUGGUAGAUUUUUGCAAGCUUGACUGGGGUCAUGUACCACCUGUACACCAUUUUCAUUAUAUUCUCUUUUAAAGCAUUACAUGCUGUAAACUUCGUACCUGUGGUCCAUAACCGUUCCCAGUCAGCAAACAUAAUGUUAUGUCCAACAUCCUGUGCCCAUUUAAUCAUAGCAGAUUUUACCGUUUCAUCCUGAGUAUUCCAUUUUAGCAGCAAGUUAUACAUUCUUGAAAGUGUUUUAGUUUUGGGAUCUAGCAGUUCUGUUUCCAACUUUGAUUUUUCCACCUGGAAGCCAAUUUUUCUAUCCAAAUUAUAGACCUCUCUUAUUUGGUAGUAAUGCAACCAGUCUCGCACUCUAUCUUUUAAUUUUUCAAAACUCUGCAAUUUGAAUUUAUCUCCUUCUUGUUCCAAGAUCUCCCAAUAUUUUGGCCACUUGGCCUCCAUAUUGGACUUUUUUUAGGGCCUUUGCCUCCAUUGGUGAUAGCCACCUUGGGGUUUUAUUCUCCAAUAAGUCUUUAUAUCUUAUCCAGACAUUGAACAAUGCUUUCCUGACAAUAUGGUUUUUAAAUAUUUUGUGAGCUUUAACCUUGUCAUACCACAAAUAUGCAUGCCACCCAAACACAUUAUUGAAACCUUCUAAGUCCAAAACAUCAGUAUUUUCCAGAAGUAACCAAUCCUUCAACCAGCAGAAAGCUGCUGAUUCAUAAUAAAGUUUAAAGUCUGGCAGGGCAAAUCCCCUCUUUCUUUAGCAUCAGUCAAUAUUUUAAAUUUUAUCCUGGGCCUCUUGCCCUGCCAGACAAACUUAGAAAUAUCUCUCUGCCACUUCUUAAAACAGUCCAUUUUGUCUAUUAUUUGUAUCGAUUGAAACAAAAACAGCAUUCUUGGCAAUACAUUCAUCUUGAUGACAGCAAUUCGACCUAACAAGGAAAGCUUCAAAUUUGUCCAUAUUUCUAAAUCCUUUUUAAUGUCCGACCAACACUUUUCAUAAUUGUCUUUAAAUAAAUUCCCAUUUUUAGCUGUCAUGUGAAUCCCCAAAUAUUUCACUUUUUUUACCACUGUUAAACCUGUCUCAUUCUGAAACCUCUCUUUUUCGAUCGGUGUUAAAUUCUUCUCAAGUACUUUAGUUUUAAACUUAUUCAGCUUAAAACCUGCCACCUGACCAAACUCUUGAAUCAGUUCUAAUGCUCUUUUCGUACUAGAUUCUGGCUCCUGUAAUGUCAGUACAAGGUCAUCUGCAAAUGCUUUCAGUUUAUAUUGUUUCGCUCCGACCGUUAUACCCUUAAUCAAAUGGUCCCUUCUUAUCAUAUUUAACAAAACCUCCAGAACAGAAAUAAAAAGUAAUGGGGAAAUUGGGCAGCCUUGUCGUGUCCCUUUCUCUAUCUUAAUUUCCUCUGUUAUCACAUUAUUAACUAUUAAUUUAGCUUUUUGUUCUGAAUAAAUUGCAUUUAUACCAUUUUCAAACUCUUGGCCUACCCCCAUCCCCUGAAGAUUUUUCUUCAUAAAACUCCAAGAAAUAUUGUCAAAGGCUUUCUCUGCAUCCACAAAAAUCAAAACUGCUUUAGUAUUGAUCUCCUCUUGCAGCUUCUCCAGAAUAUCAAUUAUGUUCCUUGUGUUGUCCGAAAGAUGUCUAUCUGGAAGAAAGCCGGCUUGGUCCUUGUGAAUCACUCCUUUUAGCACUUUUUAAGCCUUUUUGCUAAGAUGUCAGCAAAAAUUUUGUAAUCCACAUUUAACAGGGAUAUGGGCCGGUAGUUCUUAAGCUGUGUCUUUUCAGUCUCAGCCUUUGGUAUAAGUGUAAUAAAUGCGUCUUUCCACGACUCUGGCGCUCUUUUCCCCUCUAAAAUUUCAUUACAAACCUCAGUUAAUGGUCGAAUUAACCAGUCUUUCAAAGUUCUGUAAUAUUUUGAGGUUAAACCGUCCGGUCCUGGAGAUUUUCCCAACUGCAUAUUCUGAAUGGCACCUUCAACCUCCUGUUCUGUAAUUUUAUAAUUCAACAAUAUCUUGUUAUCCUGAGAAAUUUUUGUAAUCCAUUGGUUUUCAAAAAUUGCUCUAUCUCAAAUUCUUUCUGAGGCCCUUGUGUGUAUAAUUGUUUAAAAUAUCUCUGGAAGCAUUUCCUAAUUUCUUCUGGAUUCUGGAUAUUUUUCCCUUCCACUUCCAAAUUAGUAAUAGUAUUAAGUUUUUGUCGUUUCUUCAACUGCCAAGCCAGCAAUUUCCCACAUUUAUUUGCCGAUUCAAAAGUCUUUUGUCUCAUUUGUUUAAUUUUCCAUUCCACUUCUUGAUUUAUCAAUUUCAUAUAUUGCACUUGGUGCAAUUUUAUUUCCCUCAGAAUCUCUUGUGAAUUGGGCUUCACUCUCAGUUUCUUCUCGCCCUCCUUUAUUUUUUCCAGAAUUUUUUCUUUCUUUACGUUUUGGGCCUUCUUCUUAAUUGAAUUCUGUUGAAUCAGGAAGCCCCUCAUAACAGCUUUGCUUGCGUCCCAGAUUACUCUUUUUCUACAGCUGUAUUCAAGUUUAUCUCAAAAUAGUCCCUCAAUGUCUUUUGGGCCUUCUUAAUCACCUCUUGAUCUCUAAACAAGGUGUCAUUCAUCCUCCAUCGGAAGGAACCAAUAGAUGUUAACUUCAUCUCCAUUCUCACGGCGUUAUGGUCGGAGCAUAUUUUUGGGCAGAUCUCUACCUUCUUAACCUUGGGUGCCAGUCCUCUAGUAGUCCAGAUUUGGUCAAUUCUUGUCCAUGUCUUUUGGGCUUCAGAAAAGAAGGUUCCUUCUCUAUCAAGGGGGUUCUUAGUUCUCCAAAUGUCAAUCAAAUCCAUAUUGUCAGUUAGUUCAAAGAAUGUUUUCGGUAGUCUACCAUCUUUAGUAACUACCUCUCUUUGUGACUUGUCCAUAUUUGUAGAAACCACCCCAUUCAUAUCUCCCAUGAAAACAGUGUUAUAGUCCAUAUAGUCCAUCAAGAUCUCAUGCAACUUUUUGUAAAAUAUAGAUUCCCCUCAUUUGGUGCGUAUACACCUACUAUCAAAAAUUUUUCUCCUUGUACUUGAAUUUCAAUUGCUAUGAACCUUCCUUGUUCAUCCUUAAAAACAAAUUUUGGUGAGAGGCUCUCCUUUGCGUAAAUAACCACUCCUCGUUUUUAACUUUGUCUGAUGAAAUAAAUUCUUGACCCAGUCUCUUAUUAAUCAAUAUUUUCCUGUGAAGCCUCAUCACAUGGGUUUCCUGUAAACAAAUUAAGUCCAAUUGUUCUUUUUAAGUAUAUGAAAUACUUUCCUCCCUUAUUCCGGAGAAUUCAGGCCACAAACAUUCCAAGUUAAAAGUUGCAGAGCCAUGAUGAUUUCUUUAUUUCCCUCCAACUGCUCCCAAUAACUCUUCUUCCUCUGUUGGUGGUUUCGCCUUCUCUGUCUUAUCCUCUCCCAACGGUGGUAAUGUAGGAUCCAAUCCUGUUAAAGGGGCUUCUGGCUCCUCCCCCAAUCCUUUUUGUAGGUCCUCUUGGUGGUCUCUCAAAAAGUUCUGUUUCUCCUCCACAGAUUUUAUUUUAAUUUUCUUGCCUUUAAAACUGAAAGAUAGGCCUUGAGGGAACUCCCACCUGAAAAAAUUCUAUUUCCUCUCAGCAACGUCACCAGGUCCCGAUAGUUAGACCUAAGCUCCAAAAGGAGCUUUGGAAUGUCUUUGAAUAUUUCUAUCCUUUUAAUAUUUUUAAUUUUAAUAUUUUAGAAAGGCUAGUUUUGUAAGUCAAUUGCUUCUGAUAUCUCCCAAAUAUAUUACAAUUAUGAAAACUUUAAAUUAGAAACUGGGCACUUUUCUUAAGAGAAGCUUCAAGAUUUCUGCAUGAACAACUUCCAGAUGACUAGGUCUCAGAACAAUGUAUAUGUACAGAGCGUCAUGCAUAAACCCAUCUGCAUUUUCAUGAUUGUAAAAAUGAUCAAAAUUUUAUCUUGGGAAGACUUGGUGACCUCAGUGUUUUGUUCUGGACAUCAAUGGUUGCCAUAUUUGGGAUUGGAUGAAAUCUCCCCCAAGUCUGAAUGGUGAGUCACCUGGGAUAUAUUUUGGUCCUCCAGCACCGAGAAGCAAUUUAUGUCAGCACUAGCUGAUUGAUUCUUGGGGGAAGAAAAUACCCCCAUUGAGUUGCCAUCACGAAGAAGGCUGUGUCAUAUCUCCAUGGGCUUCUGCUGAUGGUGGGGCCAUAAGAAAGCCCUGUUGCAGAUCUUAGCACACAGCCAGGCUGAUAACGGAAAGAGGUGCUCCUUCAGAUUCCAACUGAUUAGGGCUUUUAUACGUUAAUGCUAACUGAUUGUAUUGAGUUUGGUAGCCUAUAUGCCACUGAUGCAAAGUCUUCAAAAUAGAUGUGCUAUGGUCUCAUCUCAAUGAUCCAUCACAUUUUGCACUAGUUGCAGCUUCUAAACCAUCAAAUAAAGAUCAUAGAUAGCUUUGGCCAGGUUAUAUUGGACCAGGAACAGGCAUAGCUGGUACUCUAACUCUGACUUUGGGGCUACUUAAAUAAUAUAAAUUUACGUGCAUAUGCAUGAUUAGAAAGGAGAGUUUGGUCAAUGGUAGAAAAAUAAAAUGGUGAAUCAUAUUUAUGAUGCUUGUGCCAUUAUGUUCUAAUAAACUUUAUUUUGAGGAAGGUUUACAAGGUUUUGUUGCUUUCAGCAUUGAUCAAGUUAAGAAUCAGGCAACAGGUCUUAAUGUUACUUUAUUCUCUUUUCAGGUAAUGGGUUUUGGUUUGUAUCUGAUGGAUGGCAGUGUCAGUAACAUUUAUAAGCUGGAUGCCAAGAAAAGGAUAAAUCUGAACAAGAUUGACAAGUUUUUUAAGGUUGGUUAAGAAGGUUGUGUGUCUUUUGAAAAGGGAGUGGUUAUACAUUACUUAGGUACGUGGGUGGGUGGUCACCUGAGUGACUAGGCAUGUGAACUUUCCUGGCUCUGAUUACAUCAUGAAGGUGGUUUCCUACCUAUGAUUCCUAAAAUACAUAGGUUUGUAUCCAUUGAAGUCAUCCUUUUUGCACAAUGAUUUCUGCUUGUGCAGUGCAACUUCUCCUCCCUUUUCUUACCUUCUGCCCCUCCAGAUCUGUUCUCAAGUGUUCGGGGGACCUCCAGAACCAGAUGGGGGGGUUUAAGGGGAGAAGAUGUUUUAUUGUGCAAGUAUAUGUCGUUGGAUGCAACCCACUAUAUUUCAAGUCGACAGCAUGUCCAGAUGACAAAUUCCCCAAUGCUUAGUGUUGUCCUGAUGUUUCAAGCCAGAUGUGUGUGUGCUGAAGGCCCUAUUGCCAGCAGAAGGUGUUCGUUCUGCUGGGAAUGUUGUACCGUAUUUUUCGCUCUAUAAGACACACUUUUUCCCUUCUAAAAAGUAAGGGAAAAUGUGUGUGCGUCUUAUGGAGCGAAUGAAGGCUGCGCGGCUAAGCCCAAAGCCAGAACAGGGAGACGGAGCACUGCACAGUGCUCCAUCUCGCUGUUCUAGCUUGGGGUUAGCUGCACAAAGCCUCCGCAGGGCAGCGGGGUGCCUUCACCCCGCUGCCCUGCGGAGGCUUCAAAGGCUGUCCCUGAAGCCAGAACAGCAAGAGGCUAUCCCAGAAGCCAGAUCCCUCUUGCUGUUCUGGCUUCUGGGGUUCAGAAUUUUUUUCUUCUUGUCCCCCCCCCCCCCAAACUAGGUGCGUCUUAUCAUCUGGUGCGUCCUAUAGAGCGAAAAAUACGGUAAUUUGCCAGUACAAAGCACAGGGGAUUUCUUUUUUGGUACCUUUACAAAUUAAUAUUCUUUCCACGGAGAGUCAUGACUGCAUAUCAUAGAAUUGUAGAGUUAGCUUAUGUAUUUGCUGAUUGUGUGGCUAAGUCCUGAAUGAAACCAUAAGGUGCACAUAAUUAAUUUCGUUUAAUUUGUUUUCUCUUGAGUCCAGCAGCUGCAAGUAGUUCCACUGUUUGGCGACAUGCAGAUCGAACUGGCGAGAUACAUUAAGACUAGUGCUCACUAUGAAGAAAAUAAAUCUAGGUAAGAACUGAAAAUACACGCUAGCUUGCUUUUUCCAAGAACUACGAAAUUGCUCCAAGUCAUUCUUGCAGUUCACUUAAAGAAAAUUCAUCUGUGGGGCAUGGAUCUCCUUGCAAUGGGAAUGUAUAAUUUUUUUUUUUAGUAAUUUCAUGCUUUCUUUUCUCUUUUUCCCCUACCCUAGGUGGACAUGCACUUCUUCCAGCAGCAGUCCCCAGUACAAUAUCUGUGAGCAAAUGAUCCAGAUAAGAGACGACCACAUGCGUUUUAUUUCGGAACUGGCUCGUUACAGCAAUAGUGAGGUGUGUAGAUUAAUACAGGACAUGAGUCUUUGGAUGGAAUCAGGUUUUAUAUGCACCCAACCUGUUACGUUAGCAGUCCUAAACAUAAAAAUGUGCCCCUGUUUCUCGUACAGACUAAGUAGCGUUAGUCUUACACUUGCGUGGUGUCAGUAAAAUAUUUGCACCCUUUUGAGUGGCAAAGUACUAUUAGUGAAAUCUAAAUUUGUGUGUGUCAGUUUUCUAACAAGUUCCAUACCAGGUUUUUUUAAAUACUUCUUUAAAAACAACAAGUUUAUUUAUGAAAAUAUAUAGCCUGAAAAGGCCGCAAGGCAUAUGAUGUUCAUUACCCAGGACUUAAUUUGAUCACAGGGUUCAUUUCUUAAGUAUAUUUCAGCCUCAGUUCUAAAAUACGUGAAGGUGGAGAAAGAGCACAUUGGUAUAUUUAACUAUGGGUCUUUCCGUUCCCUACCCUCUUAUUAAGGGGAAAGAGUUCCAGACCAGAGUCAGCUUGACCAGUGGGGAAAAUAGUGGUGUAAAUGCUUGUUCAUCGUAAAUUAAAACACUACUCAUUUAAAGCACAUGUCUCCCCCACAAAGAAUUCUGCGAAUUGUAGCUUGUUAUGGGUGCUGAGUAAAAGGUAAAGGACCCCUGGACAGUUAAGUCCAGUCAAAGGCAGCUAUGGGGUUGCGGCGCUCAUCUCACUUUCAGGCCAAGGGAGCCAGCAUUUGUCCACAGACAACUUUCUGGGCCAUGUCGCCAGAAUGACUUUACCACUUCUGGUGCAAUGGGACACUGUGACGGAAACCAGAGUGCACAGAAACCUUCCCGCUGCAGCGGUACCUAUUUAUCUACUUGCACUGGUGUGCUUUUGAACUGCUAGGUUGGCACGAGCUGGGGCAGAGCAACGGGAGCUCACCCCAUGAUGGGGAUUCAAACUGCUGAACUUCUGAUUGGCAAAUCCAAGAGGCUCAGUGGUUUAGACCACAGCGCCACCCACGUCUGUGGGUGCUGAGUGGACCAGCAUGGGGCUACACUAUGGGGAAGUGGCUCCAAUAUUGUAAUAUGGAAAAUGAGCCUCAGCAUGUUUUUUUACAAAGGUUUGAAACCCGAAAAGCACACACAGAUGAUUUUGUUCUGCACUCUAAAACAAUUCAUGUUUAGCCAUAUAUGCACUGCAUGUUUUAACAAGCAUGCUUUUCAUUACAGGUAGUGACUGGAUCAGGCCGCCAAGAAGCUCAGAAGACUGAUGCUGAGUAUCGGAAGCUCUUUGACCUGUCUCUCCAAGGUCUUCAACUUCUGUCUCAGUGGAGUGCACAUGUUAUGGAAGUGGUAUGUGCAGGGCAGGCUGUGGAAAGUUCUAAAGAGCAGCAACUGUGAGGGGGAGUGGAAAUGUUUUGUUUCACUGUAAUCUUUAGAUGGCAUAUUAUAGAGCAGCAUGUGAUAUUCUGUUUGCACCCUUACUUGGAUGAGUUAAAGAUCUCAAAUAGACUCAAAGCUAUUAUGUGGAGCAUGUAUCUGAAUGUCACAUUUGUAGGCUGUGAAGGAAUUUUUCCGCUAGUUGAGUUGGCAUGAGAUCUUUGUGGGGUUUUUGUCCACCUUCCUCUUAGUAAUAUUCAUAUUAGAAUAUGAGAUUAAAAGCCACUGUUUCACUGUUAUGGCCAUUUUGCAGAAACCACUGGAAACACUUCCUUGUGGAAGAGUUCCCCAUCAUGCAAGGUUCAGUGCCAAAGCUACAUGUGGUGAACUUGGUAAAAAUAUCAAUACAUUACCUGCACACGCAGAAGCUUGCUUCUAUAUUCACAUCAUCACUUUGUUUUCUUAGCUUGGGGUGUUGAUCUUCCUAUUUUUAGGGCUUAGCAACUAUUGAUCUAAUGAAAUGCAGUUGCCUGUUCAAAAGCACAAUCGUAUAUAAGCUUUCAUUCAGCCUUAGUGGUGUAUUGCAAUUGUUACUGUGGUUUCUCAGUUCAGUUUUUGUCGGUUCUGGCCAUUCUUAACCCCCUUUGCAGUAUUCUUGGAAGCUGGUGCACCCAACGGACAAAUAUUCCAACAAAGAUUGUCCAGACAAUGCAGAAGAGUACGAAAGAGCGACACGAUACAAUUAUACCAGCGAAGAGAAGUUUGCUCUUGUUGAGGUAAGAAAGAGAAAAUGCCUUCUGGCCAUGAUCCCACCCCACCCCUUUUCAUGACAUGUGCUUUGUCUAAUUAUGUGAAAACCAAUUUUUUCCCCAUUCAGGUUAUAGCGAUGAUUAAAGGGCUGCAGGUUUUAAUGGGGAGGAUGGAAAGCGUCUUCAAUCAUGCCAUUCGCCAUACCAUCUAUGCCGCGCUCCAGGAUUUCGCCCAGAUUACACUUAGAGAACCGUUGAGACAGGCCAUCAAGAAGAAGAAGAAUGUCAUCCAAAGGUGGUGGCUAAUGCCCUCUCGUGCCAUUUAGCUUUUCUUUCAGAUGCGCAGUAUUUGUUAAAGGAAAACAUAGCACCUGAGAGCAUCUGUUAUAAUGCAGUGGGACUGUCUUGAAUUCUCCCAAUGGAAACUUGAGAAUGUUUUUUUGGAUGGGAUCCACAAAACUUGCUGUGUGCAAUGGCUCUCCAUCUCCUGGCCACCUGUAUUACCCAGUGUCCUACAGACCACGUGGCCCAGCAGCUGCGCAGUAUUGCCAGAGCUUCUGCAACUGGUCCAAGCAGUUGUGACAGCUCCAUGGCGGCCGUUGCAAGCUCUCUCACGCCAUACUUCCCACAGUUGCUGAUGAGCUACUCUGCAACUGUUCUGGCCAUUGAUCAGAUAUUGGGUGGCAAUGUACUGGCAUUAUAUGCCUGGCAUUAGUUAGGAAAGUAGGAAGAGGAUGCUGUAUUCAUAUCUCUUUGGCAGGGCUUUGUAGAUUGCAUCCUUAGUGAGGCUAUUGGGAAUUCGUUUCCUCCCAGAACUGCAGUUCCCUUGAGAGAAAGUAAUGACAAAGUCACUUUGCAUGAUGCCUAUUAAACAAAGCUAAACCAUACAUAUCCAGUAACAUUUUCCUUCACAAGGGUCUACAUUACAGUUGCAAUUUUAAUAAAAACAAUAACCAUAACUUUAUUAUUUAUAUGUCGCCCAUCUGACUAGGUUGCUCCAGCCACUCUGGGCAGCUCCCAACAAAAUAUUUAAAACACAAUAAAAUAUCAAACAUUUAGAACUUCCCUAUACAGGGCUGCUUUCAGAUGUCCUCUAAAAGUUGUGUAGUUAUUUAUCUUCUUGACAUCUGCUGGGAGGGCAUUCCACAGGGCGGGCACCACUACCCAGAAGGUCCUCUGCCUGGUUCCCUGUAACUUCACUUCUCACAGUGAGAGAACUGCCAGAAGGCCCCUGGAGUUAUAACAGUGCUUCAUAUGUGUGAAGGGGCCUCUACACAUUGAAGAAACAGCAGGCCUGUGCAAUUUGUCCAAGCACUGGCAUUGUACAGCUUCCCUCCUCACUACAACACCCAUGUGUUGAGUGCGGGCAUCUUAAGGGGAGAGCACAAGGGUCCACCUUCCAUAAAAGUUUAUGCACAUGGAUGUCUGUGUGUUGGAGUGAGGGCUACAGAUAUUCAUGCUCAGUGUGUGGAUGUUGGAGGCAGGUCUGGGAAGCUACUUGACCCUGCACUGUGACCCUCCUGUCCCUUUGACACACAACGCCCCCUUCAUGCAAGGAAAGGCGUUACUUGCACUUGAAUGGUAAAUCUGAAAGAAACCUGCUGUGUUCUCAAUUAUUUAAAAGCAGAGGUUUCCAGGCUUAAGAAUUCACAAAGGAUAUGGAAUGUUUGCUUUAGCCAAUCCGUUGGUGGAAAACGAGGCGUGUUCUCGAUAUGACAGUUUUAGCCGUCUCUGGAAUGUGUGGUGCCUUUCGAAUGCAUGUGUCAGGAUGCUUGUGGUUGUUACGGAAGAGUUCACACUUUUAUCAGGAACUCACAUGCCCUCUUGGAUUGUGACUAGCGUUCUCCAGGCGAUCAGAAAGACUGUGUGCGACUGGGAAGGUGGCCGUGAGCCGUUCAAUGACCCUGCGCUGAGGGGAGAGAAGGAUCCCAAAAGUGGCUUUGAUGUCAAAGUCCCGAGACGAGCAGUGGGCCCCUCCAGUACCCAGGUAAUUUCUCUCUCUCUCUCUCUCUUAAUUCUGGUAUGUGUGUCACUGACUUGAUACAGGAAUUACUGUGGAAUGAACCCAUUUAAAAAGAUUAGUUAUAUAAAUCCUGUGUAAAUCUGGAUUAGUAAAAAAAAAAACUCAUGCAGGGGUACUGUCAUUUUAAUUUUCUACGGUGAUUAUUCCCUUUCCGUGCCCCUCCCACAAGCCUUUCCUUUACAGCAUGUACCUCCUGUGGGAUUAAUGCUUCUAUAUUUAAAUUCUGUUUUUACAAAGUUUGAGUUGUUUGUAUGUCUGAUGCCCUCGUGUUUAUCUUCCUGCACUUAAAUGGUAUAUACCUGUUUUCAGUAUGGUGUGUGUGUACACACACAUAUACACAUGUAAUGACUUUUCUCUGCCUAUGCCUACUGUGGUUUAUUGCUGGGCUAUUCUCUUCUGAUAAAAUCUUUUCUUGGCUGUUUCUACUUGUGUGUAGAGAUGGAAGAGCCAUUUGCUCUGCUUGCAUUUUAAAUUGUGAACCUCCCUAAUUGGCAUUUCCCAAACCAAUAUGUGAGCUGAAAUGCAGCUACCUGUCGAACUUCACACUCUUGCAGUGCUGUUCUAAAAUCUAAAACAUAUGCAUACACCUGUACAGACAUACCUUGGAAGUUGAAUGGAAUCCGUUCCAGAAGUCGGUUGGACUUCCAAAACGUUGGACUUCCAAAAAUAAUUCGAAAACUGAAACAAUCACUUCCAGUUUUUGAUUGUUCGGGAGCCGAAACAUUUUAGUUCACAGACAUUUGGCUUCCGAGGUUCCACUGUAUUAGGGAAGACUGCACAAAAAUGUGUGUAUUAGUAGAAACAACAUACAAAUAAUGUGCAAAACUGCAUCAGGGAAAAUUGCUUGCAGAAUGUGUGUAUUAGGACAAAUGCACAAUAAAGUGCAAUAGGAUUUUAAUGCUGUGUUUAAAACCUAAAUCAUAAAAUGACACAGUAAUUAGGAGUGUACUGAAGAUUGAAAAAAUGAGAAUCAGAAUCCAAAAUUGGCAGACCGGGCCACCAGUACUUGUGAGUACAAUUAAGCUGUUUAUUUUUAUUUUUGUGUGAUGGUAAAAUACAUUUUAGUCAUUUAAUUUUAUUUAACAGGACUUACUCCUUAAUCAUCAAAACCUCUUAAUGUGGUUUAUAUAAAAUAUAACACACACAUCAAAAUUACCAAUAGAACCAGAUGUUAAAAACAAAUGAAUCUAAAAAAAAAUAAAAAUAACAUCAGUUUUUAAAAUGAACAUUAAAAUCACACAACUGUCAGGUUUUCCUGUCUGGCUAGGGUUGGUAGUUUUUAGCAGACGCUGGAAACAUUGCACAAUUCCAAAAUGUAAAUCUUGCCACUAAGAAGGAUUGAUUCCUUCCAAGUGUGGAAUGAACAUUAUUUGUCAUAUCCCAGUUCUUCAGAUUGAAGUGGUUGAGUGGCACAUAUGGGAUAAACCUGUCCCAAAUUGUUAAGGGCUUUAUUUUACCAAUAGUAACACCUAGUAACUGAUCAGGCUGCCUGUGCAGAUCUUUGAGCAGAGUUGCAAUAUACUGACAAGGUCUCACUCCUGCCAGCAGUGGCGCUGCAGCAUUCUGCAUUAACUGCUGUUUCUGGACCCAAGUGCAAAGGAAGCCCCACUCAGGGUUCAAUGCAGUAAUCCCAAUUUUGAAGUCAUCGGUGCCUGGACUACUGUGGUAAAUCUCUUCCAUUCCAGAAAUAGCCACGCCUGUCACAUCAGCCUCAGCUGGUAAAAGGUGAUCCUAGCUAUCAAGGCUACUUAGGCCUCGAGGGAGGGGACUAGAUACCGAAGCAUAUCUGCACCUUUAAGGAUAGUGCAACUGGCGAUUGGCCAAUUUCUUAGAUGCAGGAACCAUUCAUUCACAGUGCCUCUUGUCUUCCCAAGAUUCAGGCUCACCUUAUUUUCCACCCUCAAUCCCAUCCCUGUGUUUGGGCACCAUAGCCUUUCCUUGAUUCAGAUGUUGUGCAGAAUUAAGACCCAAAUCUCUUAAUGACUGCUUCAAAUGGCUUCGUAUAGAUAUUAAAUAUUAUUUGGGAUGAAAUAGUGACCUGUGGCACCCCAUUGCAUAACUGCCAGGGAGCUGAAAAACACUCCUAAUGCUCCUCUCUGGACUCGGUCCCAGACAUAGGACAGGAUCCACUGCAACACAGGGUUCCUAAUCCCCAUCCCAUGAAGGGGAUCCAGGAGAAUUCCAUGGACAAUCUGUAAGGUGUCUGAAAUUUUUCCUGCACCAUCUCCCCACCUUUUGCAUUAAGCACCCCAAAUUUGGUAGCCAUAUUGCUCUCCUUACUAUUUUGAAGGGAGAUCUCAAACAUCUGACUUUAUUGAGCUACCCUUAAUGUGAGGAGGAAUGUAACAUUAUUAUUAUUAUUAUUAUUAUUAUUAUUAUUAAUAUGCCACUUUUCAUCAAAUGAUCUUAGGGCAGUUCACAGAAUAAAAUACAAGAUAAACACAAGUAAAUAACUAAACCAAAACAACAAAGCAAUACCACCCCCAACUGUCUUGAUUGGUUAGCUGAACAGGAUGAGUUUAUUGAUUCACACACACACACACACACACACACACUUCCCCAAAAAUCUAAUAUUAGGAAAACUCUGUAAUAAUUGUAAUAUGCGAUAUAGUAGCUUCUUCAAUAUUUUAAAACUCAGUGUAAAGUUUGAACACAUAACAUGGUAAACAUGUGACUUAGCCACAAUGCAGAGGUGGUGACCAGUCCCACAAUAAGCAAUAGCAUUUUGGAUUUGUUCAUCAUGAACCCAUGCUGUGCUGUGAAAGAGUUUUGAAACCUUAAAACUUUUCAAAAUCAGAUUGUGAUAUGGAAUGGAGACAGAUGGACAGGGAAACUCUGAAGUUCGGUGGUGGUGGUGAACUAUUUCUUGUUGGUGCAAUACUUUGGGUGCAGCUGUAGUAGCUUUAUAGAUUGUAGUAUAAACUUGUCAUCACUGUACCCCCCCACCUCCCUGUGGUUCUCCUUUUUACAGUCUGUUCCACCCUUAUCUUUUCCUUCCUUCAGCUCUUCUUCUUUCUCAUAGUAUAACAGCCUGUUCAUUUUUGAGAGAUAAGAACAUUCCAAACACAGCAGCCUUGGAGCCAUCUUGCUGUGUAGUUUUGUGCAUUGCUGCUAUUUAUUUAAUUUAUGAAUCGCUUUCCCAUAAAACAUUCCAAAGAGAUUUUAGUGCUACAGCAGGUAACAUCUUGCUGUGUUGCAACUGGAAAUCUUUGUAAUUGGGGAAACAAAUUCCCAGUGAAUUUUGCCCAAGACAUUGUGUAUCUUUUACGACUUGUAGGGAUACAAGAGUCCAAAUGGCAUCGUCUUAUGGGCAGCAUUCUCAGCCUUUACAAAAUGAACAGGCAAAACAACAAACCUGUCCACCUUUGAUGUAGACCAGGGUGGCUUCCGCAUACAUCACUGUCUUGCUAUUCUUGUCUUAACAAACUAAUAUACCGUACAUUUCUUCUGGUUUUGUAUUUUCUCCUUUUCUUAUUUACCCAUGUGGUUUGUUUUUUUAAUUAACGGACUCUCUCUUCUUCCCCCUUUUUUGCCUCUUCCUUUUCUGUUGGUUUUUAGCUCUACAUGGUCCGCACUAUGGCAGAGUCCUUGAACUCUGCUGAGCUGUUGAAGCAGCUCAGAUCUCUGGGAAUGGAAAAGUUAUUGCAUGUGAUAAACAAGUUUCUGAGGCAGUCCUACAUCUAUCCCACUCUUUUAAACUAUGGUGGUAAGGCAUUACUUAUUAUUUUUUAAUAGUGUGGUGACACAAACUGUUCCAUUGCAAAUUGUGGGGCUUUCUUCUUCUUUCUCUUUCUCCCCUCACCGCCUUAGGUUUAAUGACUUUUGAACUUCCUUAUCAGGUUUCAGUUUGAAGUGGAGCAGUCUUUGCGUUGGGCAGUGUGCAUCCGUAAUGCUGAACUAAUGUUCCAUAUUGUGUUUUUCCCCCCUGUCACGAAUGUUCUGUUCAAUAACACAGCUUUACAUGGUGAGAACCAUGUUAGAGUCCCUCAUUGCUGACAAAAGUGGCUCCAAGAAAACUUUGAGAAGUAGCCUUGAGGGGCCCACCAUAUUGGACAUAGAAAAAUUCCACCGAGAGUCUUUCUUCUACACUCACUUGAUAAAUUUCAGUGGUAAGAUACACAGAUGAUCAGUGUCCAGCUUUAGCAUGUCCUAAUACCUCUAACAUAACCUGGGAAUAUGUUUCCGAUUUUGUGUGGCUUACUUUUGUUUUAAAACGAUCGCCUGGCUGCUCUUAGAAGCAGGGAUUCUGGGCGACAUGGACCCCUUGUCUAAUCCAGCAAGGCACUUCCUAUGUUCUCAAUGUGUUGGAACAUUGCAGAUAACACUGGAAUUAAGAGGUUAGAUGCUUCAUAUGCUUUUCCAGUUGGCACGACUUUCCUUUCUUCCUUCGCAAAAAUUUCAGCAUAAUAAGAGGUCCCAGUAUUGAAAUCUGCUUAAAAUGGCAAAAACGUGUCUGCUAAGUCCUUUUUCUUCUUCUUCUAAAGAGAGAAACCUAAUGCCAUGCCUUGGGUAAAACAAUUUUCUUUGUUUUGGCUGCCAUUCUCUCUACUGUUGGCUGUAAUCGGAAGCAUGUUGUUUUAGUGGAUUCACCUACUGACAUGUCUCUAGUCUAGUCGUACCACGUUGUGUUGUCUUUCCAACUCAUGCUGUUAUUGGAACUCUGCUUUGGAUGGGAGGAAGACUUUAUUCAUGUUUAUAGUGUUGUUGAAGCGUAAUGCUCUUCUCUUUCAUUAGCCCUAGUGCCCUUGUUGUGCUUCCCGAGUUCAGUGAUUCCCAAACAGUGAAUUCGGGACCCUCUAGUACCUUUUGAAAUAGGUCCACCACCAGCAAUAUUGGGCUAGCACAAAUCAGAAUGACAACAGAGCAGACAAUCUUUGCUCAUUUCUGCCAGCUGCAAUAAAUGUUCAUAAAAGCAAGGCUUCCUAUAUGCGCACAUCAGACAGGUUGCUGAAAAUUUUUCUGUACCCAGCCCUAGUAAAUGAAUUGCCAAGGCUGAAAAGGAGACUCCUUAGAGGUCUGAGGUAUGCACUUUUGAAGUUUGGGAAUCACUGCUCUAGUCGACUGAAAACACUGCUGCUAUGACGAGCUGGAAGGAACCUUUGACAUAUCGGAUAGUGUCUUAUGAGCAAUUUCACUUGCUGUAAUUACUUUCUGCCCCUCCAUAUUAAAAAAAUUGUACUAAUUUUGAUCAACACAUACCAUACGGAGUGAGAGAAUUCCACCAUUUAAUUGAGUGAAUAGAAGAAUGACAGAUGUUGCAAGACAGUCCCCUCUCUUCUGCACUUCCUUAUUAACCAAAGCUGGGAAAUGUGGCAUUCAUGGCACUAGCACAAGCUGGGAGACCAGUUUAGAAUGUGUGGGCAUGCAUCUGUGCGCCCCUAAAUUGUCUAGUUGGCCAUUCUUCCAGUAGUGUUUUCAGUGAUGAAACCAUUUAUGCUUCUGCUGGGUGGUUGUUGAUAGCAGCUGUAUUUAACUUUGUAGGUUCUCCAUUUGAAAACCGGUUUUGGUUUCCUUUCCAUGCAUAACUCUAGUCACCCUCUUUCACUUUCGUUUGUUCAUUCAUACAACACCUGCACCGCUAGAAUAGUGCUGCUUCUGUGUGUACGUGUGCUUAUUUUCUCCCUCGCAAGAGUAUUGAUUCGGUAUCAUUUCUUCUUUCAUAAGAAACCCUGCAGCAGUGCUGUGACUUGUCCCAGCUGUGGUUCAGGGAGUUCUUUUUGGAGUUGACAAUGGGCAGAAGGAUCCAGUUUCCCAUUGAGAUGUCUAUGCCUUGGAUUCUGACCGACCACAUUUUGGAGACCAAGGAAGCAUCGAUGAUGGAGUAAGCCUGAUGUGAUUCUGUCACUUCUUGUUGAGUAGUAGAUGCAGAAAAUUCUGACGACGGUGAUAUUAGAGGCUUAGUGGGGUAGUCUAGGUAAACAGAAUAGGAACCUCCUUUUCAAGUAAGAAGUUGAAGGAGGACAGGUGGCCCCCAGAAUUACCUCCUCUCCACUCACCCACUUUUUCCAGCUUCAGAUUGUCGGAGCAGACAAACAUCCCCCCCACCCCCUGGAUGCUGGGCUCUGCCUGUUGUCUUCUCAGGUCAUCUUCAGCCCUAAGAUUUUUCAAGACCUCCAUUGCCCACUUUACUCAUGGGCUAAGGAUGGGUUCAGUUUUACCAGUCAUUUCCCUCUUUUUCUGCUUGUAACAUUCUUCCUCCACUUCUAACAACCACUUUAGAGUUCCUUGGCUUGGUUCAGAAGAGCUGCUAGGGUACUGGAUUGCUCAAAAAAGAACACUCUUGACACAUUCUUAGCUACCUCUAGUCAGUCUUUGUGCCACAGACGUUCCCAUGGCCUUUUCGUUUCAUUACCUUUGGGUAAUGUAUAUAAUAUUGGAGCAUCCCUUCUUCCCACUUGUAGUCGUGAUGGUUGGAACUGGAGUAUUUCUAGAUUGUGACUCAUCACCAGCUUUGCACAACUAUAUGCUUGCUAGUUACCAGAAUUUUGGAAUGGAUAACUUUUGCGUUUUGUUGAUGGCCAUUUAUACACUCAUUGUAUUCAUCUGUGGCAAGUCUAUUAUGUCAGGGGACAGGAAUAUUUUACGCGUGUGCCUGAAAAAAUAACAUAUUGUCUUCUUUUAGAUACGUUCUGUAUUCUUUGGAUCUUUAUAAUGACAGUGCCCACUACGCACUUACCAAAUUCAAGAAGCAGUUCCUCUAUGAUGAAAUUGAGGCAGAGGUAAGAUAAUUGAAUCUGUGCUGAUGGUUGAAAAUCUGUUCAGCAUCAGCACAUGCGAUUGAAUUUAUUAUUAGAUAAAGAUGAAGAGAUGGUGUGAGGAGAACCAGAGUGAAUGACAGGCACACAAAUGCAUGUUCAUAAUUUGCAUGCAGGGAACAAGCAGUAGUGAAUCUAGCACACAGACAUUCCUCAUGCCUAGGUCGUUGGAACAAAAUUUCCUGCGAUCCAGUGCCACCCAUGUGUGAUAUUAUUUUAUUAUUAAAUGCAUUUUCAUUGCCUUUCUUCUCACAAAAUCCCCCAAGACAGUGUACCGUUUAGGCAGAACAACGCAGGUUAAAACACCUAGUAGAACAAAGCCGUUAUUAAAACCAGAGAGUGGAAUUUACAACCCAUCAAAAGCCUGGUGGAACGAAACAGUUUUUACAGCCCACCUAAAGCUGCUCCAGCCCUAACUUCCCAAGCGAGGGAGUUCCACUGUUGGGCACUGCAGCAGAAAAGACCCAGUUGCAAGUACCGACCAAGCUUCUCUGGGUGGUGAAUUUGAACUGACCCCAUUAAGAAGAAUUGUGCUUGAAGCUGCAUGGAUGUGCGAAGGCCUAGACAAGCAUAAGAAACUGCCUUAGACUAGGUCAGACUGUGCCUCUCUAGAUCAAUGCUGCACAUGCGUGCUGCUUGUUGGUGUUGAUGUGGUAUCCCCUUUGUGUAUGGGGCUCAGGGCAGUCCUGUUUCCCCCCCGCUUCAUGCGCACAUGCUCAUUGCCUACACCCUAAAAGGGGGGGGGGGGCGCUGGUGCAAAUGGAAAAUGUAGUCUACAAAGGCUGCAGAAGUAGAUUUCCAAAGGGAAAUGUGCGUAAGUAAAUACUGUGUUUUAACUGAACAAUUCAUAUGUUGCUUCUUCAGGUCAAUUUGUGCUUUGAUCAGUUUGUCUACAAGCUGGCAGACCAGAUAUUUGGAUACUACAAGGUGAUGGCAGGAAGGUAAGUAGUCGUGUUAAGCAACUUUUUUAAGCGUUCAUGUUAUGAUUUUUGAAAUGCAGCUUUUCAUCAACUGUUCAUCAAAUGUUCUCCCUUUCCAAAUAGCCUGCUUUUAGAUAAACGGUUAAGAUCAGAAUGCAAGAAUCAGGGAGCAACGAUUCCCUUGCUAACAUCUAACCGGUAUAAUACACUCCUAAAGCAGAGACAUGUUCAGGUUAGUAAGUAUAUGGCAUUCUUGGACUCUCCCCCCCCCCCAUCUUAAUUAUCUCUCCUUCAACCCCACUGUGUUGAUGCUUGAGGCCCAUCUUACAAUUGCUUAAAUGUACGAGACACAAGCUUGUUUUUCGAUCAACUUGGCUUUGGAAAUCUUUUGGCAAAGUCUCUCACAAAAGGGUCUGAAAGUAAACCUAGCAGCUGAGUGGGUGGUUUUAAGUCCUGGUUUAAGUCACUGAUUUGAUUAAAGUUUCCAGCUUUGUUUUCUGAACAAGCAAGCAUUCUAACUGGGUGCAAUUAAAAUAUAUAGUUGUAAUUCAGGAAACUCUUUGGAUGGAAGAUCAAACAGGAUGAUCUACUCUAGGUUGGCAAAUGUUUCUGACUCCUUGUUUAAUGAUAGCAACAAAUAACAAAAAGGCACCCAAAUAGGUUGCUGAAAUGCAGAGAGCUUGAAGGGAAAGGAAUAGGGAUUGGAUUUGGAUGUGAAAGGACUUCAGGCCCAGUUCUGGUACUGAAAACCAGUUCCUGGACUGAGCAUGCCCUUGGAGGCACCUUAAUUCUAAAUAAUUGCUUCCACUAAAUCAGGUAGGGGUAACUUUGGCUCCCUGAUGUUACGGAACUGUAAUGCCCAACAUCCCUGGCCAUUCCUGAUAGGGCUGAUGAAACAACAUCUGGAGAGCCAAAGGUUCCCCACCUUCGCCGUAAAUGAAUGCUAAGAGUAUUGCUGUCCCACUGAGCCACAGUUUUGCACCAGAGUCCAGUUGUUGGACCAAUUGGGUUUUGUUCUAGAUCCUUCAAGCCUGUAGUCUACCCAUCUUCUGAUUUAUACUACUCAGGACCAGAAUACAUAACCUCUGCUCAUGCAGCCCAUCUACCUUUUUGCACUACAGAAUUUAGAUCUUCUUAAGAUAGCAAUUGUGAAAGUUCUACUUUCCACCUCUAUACAUGUAUGUAACAGUGCUAAGCAACAAGGAACCCUAAAAGACAAGUGCUGGUAGUCAGUAGGCAGAACAUUACACAGAGAAACUAGGUUUCUGUGCAGUUUGAUUUGCUAAGUAUUCAUAAUUUGCUCAUUAAUUUACUGUAAUGUAUAGAGCAAUCCUAAUUCAGCCUUAGCUGAGCUGCUGCUGCUGCAGACAAAGAUGAUCAGAGCAGGGUGGAAUUUUUUUCUUUUCUUUUAACAAUGAUGUAAACAAGAUUGUAUCCUAUAUAGGAUUGCAUUCUCUGUAUAGAUUUGGGAAACUUGCGUCUCUCUCUCUCUGUGUCUGUGUACAUAAUAAUUUGAUACAACAAUUUGGAAUUUCUUUUGCUUCAGCUUCUUGGUCGGUCAAUAGAUCUGAACCGCCUGAUCACUCAGCGAAUUUCAGCAGCCAUGUACAAAUCCAUGGAACUUGCCAUCGGUCGGUUUGAGAGUGAGGACUUGACCUCCAUUGUUGUAAGUGUUGAGGCACAUGAGUGCUGCUCAGAUUCAUGUGAGGUCAGGAAUUGGCUGAAGAUUUCAAGUUCAGCAACGUGUCUUAAACCGUUGCUUUCCUAAUAUUGCACCAGGUUAAUGAGGGGAAGGGGGGAACUCUUGUAACAUGGCACAUCUCUUCCUCCACCGCCCCAUCAAAUGUUACCUUUUUCUUGACUGCUCAGAUGUACUUGGGAUGAGAGGAGGUGAAACAACUCCAAUAUUUGUGAGCCUGGUUUUAUGUCACGGCUAAUGGGAAGCAAAAGUUGAAGAGCUCUUAAUGUCAGGAAGUGUAGUUUUUAGUUCAAGAAGCUCCUCUUCCUUAAACCUGUGUUAAUAAAAUAUAGAAAUUUCACCUGUGGGCAUUAAUUGGAUCUCUGUGGGAACCAGACAGAGGGCCUUCUCGGUAGUGGUGCCCGCCCUGUGGAACGCCCUCCCAUCAGAUGUCAAAGAGAUAAACAACUACCUGACAUUCAGAAGACAUAUUAAGGCAGCCCUGUUCAGUGAAGUUUUUAAUAUUUAAUGCUGUACAGUUUUUAACACUUGAUUGGGAGCCCCCCAGAGUGGCUGGGGAAACUCAGGCAGAUGGGCGGGGUAUAAAUAAAUUAUUAUUAUUAUUAUUAUUAUUAUUAUUAUUAUUUAUUAAUUUUUAUUAUAAUUAUUAUUGUGAAGACACAUAAACAAACCCUUCACAUUCAAAACUAAAGUUGUCUGCUAUUAGGAAGAGAUUUUAAAUACAAAAGAAUGGUAACUCCUCUGUGGAUUUUAUUCUGUCUUUAAAAAGCAUGUAAUACUUGACUGUUGGCUUAUAAGCAUGUGCGGAUUUUUGUGGUCACAUUCUUAAAGCUUCUGUUUUGUUGUAGACUUUGGAAAGAUUUUCAAUCUGCCCUUCCCUCCCUCUCACUGUCUCUUUCCUUCCUCCUUUAUUUAUUUUUGCUUCUUCUCAGGAAUUGGAUGGACUGGUUGAAAUAAACAAGUUGACACACAAGCUUCUGAGCAGAUACAUGACUCUAGACAGCUUUGAUGCCAUGUUUAGAGAAGCCAACCAUAAUGUAUCUGCUCCGUAUGGAAGAAUCACCCUUCAUGUCUUUUGGGAGCUCAAUUACGAUUUUCUUCCGAAUUACUGCUACAACGGGUCCACUAACAGGUUGGUGUCACAUAUUGUAGUGUGUGUGUUUAAUUGCAUUUAGCUUCACUGACUCUGAUACUGACAAUAUUUGGAAUCUACCUUGGUUUGCCAAAUAGCUACAUCUUAGCAGUUGCUCCACAAGCUCAGAAGCUUUGUUAAGAACAAAAAUUAAUUUUACUCGGAAUACAUUGGGAUUAAAAAAAUAAUAAUGUGCAUUUUUAAACAAACAAACAAACAAACAAAAAACCUAGCACAGGGUGUUGCGUGUUCAGGGAUUUCUAAUUGUCUUCUGUGAGAAAGAUUACGCUAAGCGUGCACGAUCGCUUCCUUUUCAAAGAAGAAAAUUAACUCCCUGCAGCUGCAGUGCUCAGUGUGCAGGAACUGUUGGCUUGUGGCCUAAAUAUUUAAGAAUAUACAGUAUAAUAAAUUACAAACAUUUUAGCUGCCACCUCCAGCUUCUUUUCAUCCAGCAAACGUCAGAUGAUUUUACAUGUUUUCCCCCCACAUGCAUUAUUACAUAUACGCUGGUAGUUUUUUUUUAAUUGUUCUCAUCAUGUACAUUUAGUGGAAUGUCAUCCUCUAGUAGCCUACAGUUUUAUAUGAUGAAACUGUUAUGCAUGAAGAGGAAGGUUGAAUGAACAAAGACUUGGCUGGAGGUUAUUUAAGCAGAACAGACUAUGUAAAAGAAGUAGGCCCUGAGUCGCGUUUUCUAUGCCUACUUAAAACUCACCUGCUCACCCAGCUGUUUCCUGGCUAUUAACUUGCUUAUAAUCAGUAUAUAUUUUUCUGGGGGUACUCAAAGGUACACAGCAUCGGCAUCUUCCCCUGCCCUCCAAAUGUUAAAAAUGUGGCACUUACUGUAACAACUUCAUGGUGUGGACUGCCACCUUCCCCCCCCUCCAAAUAACACCUGCAUAGGUGUUCGCUGCCAACCCUGUCUCAACGCAAGUCCUCCUUGGCCACACACAGCCUUGUUCUGUGUGAUCGAAGCAGGAACAACCUACAUUGGCAUGCUAUAGAUGGGACACCUGGAUUCCUUGCAGGGAGGUGUACCAUACCACAGUGUAGGACCAGAAAAGUGCUGUGUAUGUAGGUGCACUUAUGUAAAGCCAAUCCUGGGAUCUGUGUGUUUAUGUGCACACUGGGUCUUAAGUUUACUGAGCAAAAGUGCAUUCUUAAUGGGGUGGAGGAAAUUAUAGUCACUGCCUGACCUAUUCUUCAGACAGUGGCUGAACAUAGUUCUUACGCUUACCAAGUUCUGAUUGUUGCGCCCUGGAGGUCUUUUGGGAAGAAAAUGACCUCAAGUCUUUCAUAAAUAUCAGAUAGAUCUAAAUAACCGUGUGCAUGAAGGAAAUAGCUGCUAGCGGCUGCUACCACCAGAAUACAGUAUAGGACGUGGGUGGCACUGUGGUCUAAACCACUGAGCCUCUUAUGCUUGCUGAUCAGAAGGUCAGCAGUUCGAAUCCUCAUGACGGAGUGAGCUCCCGUUGCUCUGCCCCAGCUCCUGCCAACCUAGCAGUUUGAAAGCACGCCAGUGCAAGUAGAUAAAUAGGUAUUGUUGUGGUGGGAAAGUAAACGGCAUUUCCAUGUGUUCUGGCUUAUGUCACGGUGUCCCGUUGUGCCAGAAGCGGUUUAGUCACUGCUGUCACAUGAGCUGGAAAGCUGUCUGUGGACAAACACCGGCACCCUCAGCCUGAAAGCAAGAUGAGCACCACACCCCAUAGUUGCCUUUGACUGGACUUAACCAUCCAGGGGUCCUUUACAGUAUAGAUGCUCAGUAGUCUUUUCAGACCUGGAACCUCCUUUUAGUCUAAGCAUGUUUUUCUUAUUCUCCCGCUGCUCCCCAAUUUAUUUGUAUGGUAAAUAAUUUUUUAUGGUAAAUAAAUGUAUUUAUUUGUACCAACCCUUUAUAGCAGUUCUCAGGCUUUUACUUGUGCAACCUCUUGAAACAAGCCUUUACACUAGUGGAGUAUUGCACUAGUGGGUUUAGCUUCACUUGCCUCAGCAACCCUCCGGGAUGAGGUACAUUUUCUGUCACACAUUGGACACUGCCCUCAUUUGCACCUUAACAUUCCUAAGGAAAAUUGGUUGUUCUAACGUAUUUAAAAAGUUCUUCUCUCCACACACACAAUAUAUAUAUAUAUAUAUUUGGCAUUCAGCCGCUAACUCACUGGGAAUUCUUAAUUCUGUGUAGUACUACUUGACGCUAAAGAACUCAAGUUAACAGGAUAAUCAGUUAGAUACAGUGGUACCUCGAGUUACAAACGCCUCAGGUUACAAACUCCACUAACCUGGAAGAGUUACCUCGAGUUGAGAACCUUGCCCCAGGAUGAGAAUGGAAAUUGUGUGCCGGCGGCACAGCAGCAGCAAGAGGCCCCAUUAGCGAAAGCACGCCUCUGGUUAAGAACAGUUUCAGGUUAAGAACAGCCCUCCGGAACUAAGUAAGUUCGUAACUAGAGAUACCACUAUAUAUAACAAUAGGUAGGUUAUACACAAUCACUAUAUUUAUGGCCUUAGCUGCUGCAUCAGCUACAAUACGUACAUUUAAUCUUUUGCUACAAACAUAUUUUAUUGUGCUAAUUGUUUGUUUUCGCUUAAAAAAACAACCAACAGCUGCAAACUACACCCAUUUUGUUCUGUGGAUUUUAUAUUGAUUUUAAAUUGUUAACAGGUUUUUCUGCAUUUGCAAAAAAGCUUUUUAUGACUAGGGUCAAGUAUUGAGGUCAUUCCUGAAGAAGCAUUACGUUCAAACUGCACUUUAAGCUGCACUGUUUGUAAUGGUUUGCUUUUGAUAAUGAAGUGAGAUUAAAUAGUUGGGUGGUGUGCUAUUAAAGCAAGCGGGCAUUUACUAAUUGCAUCUAUUUGUAUUUGGUUUUCUGUGCAUCUAUAAGACCAAAUGAGAAGGGUGUUGAUUUGGGAACAUUAGCAAGGAAAAAAGGAAGAGAGGCAUUGGAAUUGACAUCAAAUGUCCGUGGUGCUCCUUACAGGAUGUGCAGUAGCAUAAUGGCCAGGGCUUUACCUGAAAGUAAGCCCCACUGAAUAUAGUGGGACUUCAGGUAAACUCACGCUGUAAGAGUGUGAGUUUGAGGUGGUUUUAAGCAUGCUACUGUUCCUAAGUCACAGCCCCUAGGCUGAGGUGCUAUAUAAAUAUGUAGCUGCAUAAUAAGCAAGUUAUGUUUCUGUUUUGUCUUGGAUAUGUUUAUUAUCAUAAGAUUUGCAUUUUCCUCACAGAGGAAAUAGGGGAGUGGGGGAAGAGAGUGCUGCUGUACUCGGGUCCUGUUUGUGGGCUUCUCGCAGGCAACUGCGGCCAUUGUGAAAACACUAUAGGUAGAUGGGCCACUGGUCUCAUCCUUCAGACUUUUCUGUUGUUCUUAUGAUAUCAAGAAGUAAUACUUGAUAUCUUAUGAUAUCAAGAAGGAGCACUUUAGAGCUCCUUACUCACAAUGUGAUGGUAAUCUCUACAAAAACAAGCCUAUAAGGUAGGCCAGUACAGUGGUACCUCGGGUUAAGUACUUAAUUCGUUCCAGAGGUCUGCUCUUAACCUGAAACUGUUCUUAACCUGAGGCACCACUUUAGCUAAUGGGGCUUCCCGCUGCUGCUGCGCCGCCGGAGCACAAUUUCUGUUCUCAUUCUGAAGCAAAGUUCUUAACCCGAGGCACUAUUUCUGGGUUAGCGGAGUCUGUAACCUGAACCGAUUGUAACCUGAAGCGUAUGUAACCUGAGGUACCACUGUAUUACUUUCCAGGGAUACUAGUCUACUUCUGUUUGAUCCUUUUACCGUUUUGAUACAUCAGUGUUUGGAGUAAUAGUUUGCACAUUGUGUUCUUGUACCACCUUGUCCAGCUAAUGCAAAUUAGAAAUAUUAUUUCCAGUGCUUUGUACAACCUGUCGCUAACAUUCAGUAAAUAUUUUGUAGUUGUAUUCAGUUUUAUUUAGAUGGUGCCUCUUUUGUCUGAAACUCAUGCUUGGAAUUGUACUGCCUGAAAGGGAAAUGAAAACACUUUAAAAACCUGGGUGGUGUUUUUGUCAAUUGCUCCCACCCUCCCCCCAAAAAGCGUUGGUAACAUUUUGAUUUGUGUAAUCUACUUUACGUCGACUGCUUAGUGCUCUGCUGAUGAAAAUGAGUAAAUUGCUAGGAAAGUCAUCAUCCAGAGAUUAAAAAGUGGCAUGACCUGAUUAUAUUGAUGCAUGCCAAAAAAAACUCUACAAUUUAGCAACAUAGCGUAGCAAAGUAGAUUUUGGUGAAAUAAUUUUAUCGGAGAAGCUAGAAGGAAAACACAUCAUACUGAAGGCGAAUGUGCAUUAUUAAUUUGGGUAUUUUAACUCUGUAGCUGGUCUCUCUUAGCUGUUUGAACAUGUGAGAGAAAUUAUAAAAGUUAUCUGAAGUUAAAAACAGGGAAUGUUGGUGGGUCGAAGCCAGGGUGUGUGUUCUAAAAGUAGCCUUCAGGAGCGCCUAAACAUUAUUGAAGAUGUCUGGAACAGAUCCUUGCCAAUGGCCAGUACAAUAAAGUUAUUUGGAUUGGACAAGAUGCCAGAAAAAAAGAGUUCAAGAGGACUGUAGAAAAAUCUAACACCACUUCUGUUUAGUGUGGGCCAUUCAACCACAGUGUGCUAUUGAUCAGUAUAUUAAUGAGCAUUCAUUGUAAGAGGCUUUUAAGGGUUGCAUCUAAUGGUGUACUCGUCUGAUAGUAAGCUUUCCAUCAAUGGGAGGGAAGCAGUUGUUGGCAAUUCCUGCUCUUCCUUUACCUCCCCCUUUGCUGGUAAAUCUCCCCCAUUUUGUUGACAGAAACCUUACUGAUUAGAUAUAAACGUGUGUAUCACUUACGCAAGAGACAAUAGCAAAAAAAUGUGCAUCAAUACAUAGUGAAACAUAAACCAAACAUUAGUUUGUAUGGGAUCAUAACAUCAUGUCAGUAACUUCAAUCCAAAUGAUACUCCCUUCUGGGAAGAAUCCAAAGCUUGAACAAAUAAUGGACUUGUAGCUAGCAUGGAAAGAUCCAAUCCCUCAUCCCCACCCCCGUUUAAUGUAAUCAAAUCUUCUAUUCUGGAGUUUUCAUACUAUCUACAGUAUAUAUAAAUCCUGUGAUGCACGAGAAAAGAUUUCCCCAUCAUAUCCCUCAGAAUUUCAGCUCCACAUUAGAAAUAAGCUGGCUGUUUUUCCAAAUGUGGUGUAGAAAUGUAAAUUGUUGUGUUAUCUUGUUUGUUUUAUAUAGGUUUGUUCGAACAGUACUACCAUUUUCCCAGGAAUUCCAGAGAGAUAAGCAGCCUAAUGCACAGCCACAAUAUCUGCAUGGAUCAAAGGUUAGAAUUUUCCCAUACUUGUUUUUUUCUGUGGUAGAUGUUGGAAAAUUACACCCCACAGCUUAUGAGCUAUUAAUACUUGCACCAUGUUUCUUUAUUAUCUUCUAUCUUAAGCAUAUUUGUACUGUACAAAUCAUAUGAUAUUAUUAUUUGUUUGAUUCUGAGAGAUACACUAGAUAAAAGUGAGGAUUAAUGUACCAAGGUACUGGUCCAUUUCAGACACAAACAAUACAGGAUUUUGGCUUUUGUGUUUUGCCCCUCUCCCUUGCGUGUUCUGAUUACCUUUGGUUUUUCCCCUGGUUUGAACAAACUAUAGUUUCCUGCGGCAUCAGAAUAAUAGAGCAAACCAUUUAUUGCAUCCAAAGCAGAACUGGAAAAUUGUGAUUGUGAUUUGAAGUUUCAUGGCAGAUAGUAGCUCAUGGGACACCUGAAAGACCUAAUGCAGACUUACUCUGUGUUAGAACCCAAAAACAAUGAUUUUCCGUUCUCAUUUUACUUUAAGCACUAUGUGUGAAAUAUAACUAAUCACAAAUGACUGAAAAAAAUGGUAUUCAGUAUCACUGAACAGUAAAAGAGCAGUGGCAUCCUUUGUAAAUGGCCAGUGCAACAUCUUUAAAGGGCGGAAUCAAACCUUUGAAAAUAACCAAUGAAAAUAAACCCUUAUUAAGUGUUAGGUGAAUAAGUAGUCUCCUAAGAAAGACUCGUUCGGUAUUUAUUUGGCAAACAUCUACCUUGUGUGGCACCUGAGUUUUUUUUUAUUUGUCUAUCUUAGUUGUACAACCUGUUAGAUAAUCCACAUGCCAGUUUCCUUUAUGGUAUUAAAAACUGGAAUAUGUCACAGAUUAUUUACACAUUACUGUGUAAAUGAAAACAGAAAUAUUUACAUGUUGCGAGGCUUAGGUUAAUACAUUAGCAAAGCAGUCCAGAAGAGACAGCUAGAUAGUUAAAUGCUAAGAGAAGCAUCUAUAAAGUACUACAGUGAUCAAUGAAACAUCUGUACACUUUUCUUUAUAGUUGCACAAAGGCAUGUUAGCUUGGACCAUUGACACAUAAUACAUUCCAAAUGUCACAUCACAAGUAUAACUGGUAUAUGACGAUAACUUUCAAAAAUGGUACCACUCCUAGCAAAAGCAGGGAUGGGGAACCUCUGGCCCUCCAGUUGUUCUUUGAACAUCCUUGAUCACUGGACAUGCUUGCUGGGACCCAUAGGAGACAGAGCCCAACCGCAUCCAGGUUCCCCAUGUCUGAGCUAAGGUGUUAAGAGGAAGAAACGCUGCAUGAAAAGACUUCAGGGUAGAAUUCAGGGACUAUUUGAAAGCAGGAUAAUCUCUUGACACAUUCACCACUAAGAUCCCAUUGCCUUUUUUAUCAAUUGUGUAUGCAAUAGUUGGAGAUGAUUGAACUGUUAUAACCUAUGUGGAUACCAUUUUAUAGCUGUUCCAAUUGACACAUGUUGGCUAAGUCACACAAAACCAAUUAUACGCUCGUAGGGGAGUUUUGGAUGCAAGUGUCAUGGCAAACGACAAACCCCAUUUGAAAUCAGGGAGGGUUUCUACAGUUCAAAGAAAUAAACGACAAAACAAUGAGUACUCUUGUGGUAUGCCUGAAGUAGCUCCUUGAAUCCCAGCUGUUGAUUCGUUUUUUCCUGCCCCUUGCCAUGCUUUCCUAGUAAAAUCAAGGAGGCUAUUCUAUAUCUCCCCCCUAUGUGUAGUUUUCUCUGUAAAGAAAUAAUGAUGAGAUGAUUUAGCUUUGUAUGCUGCAGGAGAUUGUGAUUUAGGGGUGUGAUUGUGUUCAACAGAUUGUGAUUCAAGGAACAAUUCGCAAAUAGAUUUCAACAUACAUAUUGUUACACACAGCAAAACACUUGUCCCAGUUAAGGAUAUCUAAUUUAUGGCAGAUUGACAGACAGACAUAGGCACAAAAUCCUGACUUUUGGAGCUCAGCAUGGUGGGCUUCUCAGAUGUUGACGGAUUUGUAAUUAUGGUGGCUAGUUGGACACCAUCUGUAUUUCUAAUUUCAACUCGUUGGGCGUGCUGGGUCUGCUUGUUGAAUUCCUCUGAACCACACGAUUCAUUUUUUGCCCAUGCCUCUCCCUUGUCUUCUGGUCCAAUGCUUUGUCUGUCUGAGCUCUCUCUUCUUCUGCGGCACCAUAGACGCAAGCAACCAUAGACAAAGAUGCCAGCAAUGAUGAGAAGCAAGACCGUGCUGGUUAGCCAUAUGCCCACGGCCAGGUCUUUCUUUUUGUUGCUUGUGGAUGCCGGGUCUUGUUCAGGGGUGUUAAAAAUUCUGCACUGGUCACUGGAUGGGUUUGCCGACUGGCACGUCACACACAGAAUGUAAGUUGUUAAUGGGAUCAGAUUCUCGAUGACAAAUGAAGAACGGCUAGCUGGGACUCUCUCCUCUUUCUGAAAGUGUUUCCUGGUGUAUCCUGACAGCAUUUUGUCCCAGUUUGGAUUGUACAUGAUGCUGUAAAAGCUGUCUGUGCAGGUCGCCAUUUUGGGCCAGAUUACUAGGGCUGUGCUUCCUGUUAUGUUUUGUACUGUUAUCCCCAUUGUGAUACCGUCUUCUCAAUAUUUCACUUCCACAAAGAGCGAUAAUCCUUAAGAUUCAGGAGACCAAAAAGUUUCAAUAAGCAGAGUUGAGAGGAAAAUGAGAACUGCACUUCUGGAAUUUAAGGGUGGGUUGGGGAAUAAUUAUUUGAAAACAUUACUUGUAUUCCUGAAAGCAUUUUCAGACAGUAAGCUGAAUUUAAUUUAUAAUAAAAUGUAGUCAAAUGAGACAAGCAUGUGUCAUUCAGGCAUUUACUUACUACACCACUCUUCCUUUAAAAAACAAAACAAACUCAGAGAGGCUUACACGAAGCUCCUAGUGGCCUUCCAUCCACGCACCAGUCAAUUUUUUUAAAAAAAAAUUAAGCUACAGAACUGGAUAAAACCAGGCUUUUUAGAUACUUGCUUCAAAUCACUUAAUCCUGUUGGAGUCAUAAGACAUAAUUUGAAGUGCAUUUCCUAUUUAGUUGGAAAUCAAGUUUCUUAAGUGGAAUUAUUUCAAAGUCAUGGAAUCUUAGUACAGUGGUACCUCUGAUUAUGAACUGAAUUCGUUCUGGAGGUCCGUUCUUAACCCGAAAUCAUUCUUAACCCGAGGUACCACUUUAGCUAAUGGGGUCUCCUCCUGCUGCUGCUGCUGCUGCGCCAUUGGCGCACAAUUUCUGUUCUCAUCCUGAGGUAAAGUUCUUAACCCAAGGUACUACUUCCGGGUUAGUGGAGUCUGUAACCCGAAGUGUUUGUCACCCGAGAUGUUUGUAACCCGAGGUACCACUGUACCUAUAUUUUAAUGAUGUUUCAUUGGGCAUCUAAUCAAAUUAGCCAUUGGUGUGCUUCAUUUUCCAUUCUUGCCUAUCGCUUCCAAGCCAAGACAGUGAAAAACCUAUGAUGCAAAAUGAAGCUUUUGAUUGAUACAAAAUACCAUCGAAUCCAAUUUUGUCAGGGAACAGAUCUCGUGUUCAAAGAGAAAAGCUUGCUGUCCCACAUUACUUAUGCCUUUGAAAUUUAUAGCCAUAUUGACUUCUUUAUUAGUUACCCUCUGUAUAAGGUGAUAGUGUAGAAUUUGCUAAAAUACCACUCUGCCAUUCACACACCCUUUAAAAUUGCUAUAACCAUUCCAGGUUGACUUGAAAGAUGUGAAUUGCACUUCAGAUAUAAAGGAUUUAGCUUUCAGAGAAAGGGCUAAGUUGUGAGAACAAACAGUAACUUCUUUCAGGUGGUUUACACUGCCUUUUAAUGCUGUAUUGUUUUUAACACUCGAUUGGGAGCUGCCCAAAGUGGCUGAGGAAACUCAGCCAGAUGGGCAGGGUAUAAAUUAUUAUUAUUAUUAUUAUUAUUAUUAUUAUUAUUUUCCCUGCACACUUUUCUCCAACUAUGCCCAUGCAUGUGAAAGUAUUGUGCAACUUGACUCUGUAUUUAAGCAUUGCAUAUUAGUCAUCUUUUAAGUAAAUGUGACAAGGUAUUGUUCAUUACUAAUAAUAUUCAAGUAAUAACUCAAGUAUUUCAUGCAGAAUUACUCAGUCACAGAAAGGAAUCAGUUUUGCAUCAACAUAUUGAAUUAUAUAUUUAGGCUAAUACAUGGGGUCCCCCCCUUGAAAUUGGUUAAAAAUAUUAUUGCCUAUAGUUGACAUUUAAGACAAUCAUUUGGGACCUGUUUUUCUUUCCAGUUUGUGUAUAAAAUUGCUGCAUAAAAGACCUCACCAAUAAGUUUGUGUUGCAUCACUAAUUGCUAAAUAGUAUUAAAGGAUUGUUAUAUUUGUUGAUGUUGUAGGGUUAAGUGGGAAACAUACCUUAUUUAGGUUCAGUACUAGACCAUAGCAAAAUCAAAUUUUAAUUAUAUUAAAACAACACACCCCCCCUUUUAAAGAAAAACACCUAAGUCUCCUGAGAAUUAAUUUCUCAAAAACUCUCCUUCAGAGUUUGUAAGUUUUAGGUUCUUAGGAGAAAUAUAAUUGUGUUUUUGUUUUGCUCCAAGCUGAGAUAAACAAAAGUAGAACAUUUUAUUUUUUUAAAAAAAAUUAUAACACUUGAUUUUCAAUAAAGUCAAACCAAACCCUGAGAACUAGAAGCUCAUUUUCUCUUAUUUUCAUGAACUUAACAGUAAUGGCAAACCUGCUGAGAUGCACCACUGUAUUGAACAGACAUAAAUUAUUAUAGGAGAGGUGCAUCACAAUGUAGAAAUGAUUCUGUAUUUUAUUAUUUUUACCAGAUACAACAUUAUUUUAAAGCUGUAAAUGUACAUUUAUUCUUCUGUUUAAUAUUGCAUAGUUGAGCUGCUGUGCCUUUUAAUAGGUUAGAGUAAGUGUGUGAUUUGAGGCUUCUACCUCUUAUCUGUGUAGUCUUCAAACAAAACAGUCUCUCACUCCCUCUUUCUCAUAUUCAUUCAUAUAUAUAUAUAUUCUAUACACAAACUCACUCCAUCCCUCUUGCAUAUUCACAUACAUAUAAGUUAAAGGCUUUCUUUACUGACUUGCUGAGGGAGAGUGCCCUAUGUUACUUUAUCCAGUUUUAAGAGUCCAUACUUACCAUCAGUGUAAAAAUCCUGAGGCUUUCAUCAAAUACUUGAGGGGAAACCUCCGCUGGGUUCUCAGUAUCCUCCUUGGAGCAAAUAGCUUUCUUCAUGGUCCGUGGUUGCCAGUUUCCCCCCUAGCAGGCUACAUGGACUAAGUUCUCGUUACGUGACACUUCGACAGGGAUGCGAGCAAUGAGACCUCCUUCGUCACCUUUCUGCCAACCUUCAUACGCAAGGGCAUCUUGUCUUAAGUGUUCUGUUGCCUAGGUUUUCCGAGGAGAAAAGCAAGUCUUCACUUUCUCUUGCUUUUGCUCCCUGUUAGAAAUUGGGCAGCUGGAGUGCUCCAGUUAGGUUCUUCUUUUGUGUUGCCUGGGCUUGCGUUGCUGCUGAUGCAAGUGAAUAAUGCUCUGUUCUUCGGUGACAUCACUACUUAAACUCCUGGGCUUGGGGAGGAGGGGGCGUAGCUUUAGGAAGAGCAUUUUGACUUCCUUACCUUGACGCAGCUUCUGUCAGAUUGCUGCUAUUAAUUUGUCUUCUGUAUCUCUAGAUUAUAUGAGAGAAAGCAGUUUCUCUCAGGUUUGGCUAACAUAUACACAUCAACAUUACGCAUUAGAUCUGUUACGUGUACAUAGCAUUUCUUGUAUAACAUAACAUCUCUCUUUUUUUUUCUCUUCAAAGUUAUAACAAAACAUAUUUUCCAAAAACAUAUCCUUAUUCCCUCCCCAUUUUUCCUCCCCCCUCCCCCCACCCCACCCCCCCAGCUUCCCUUUGGUUUCUCCAAUAAUGCUAUUUUCUGCAUGUUACAGAGUUGUAUAGAUCCUCCAACUGUUUAGCUAAUUAAUAUCAGUUAAAAAAAAAAAUUGUGGAUGUUUAUUCAAAACCUGCCAAGGAGUCCAGUUCGCUUUGUUGCGUCUUCAAAUACUUUGUGAAAGGUUCCCAUUCAUCCUUAAAGUCACAGUUAUCCUUGUCCCGUAGCGUAUGAGUCAAUUUUGCCAGUUCUGCAUAAUCCAUCAAUUUUUCUUGCCAUAAUUCUUUAGUUGGGAUUUCUUCAGUCUUCCAUCCUUGUGCUAUCAGAACUCUUGCGGCCGUUGUCGCAUACAUGAAGAUGUUUUUCAACUUUUUUGGCAGGUCUUUCCCUACGAUCCCCAACAAAAAUACCUCGGGGUUUUUAACAAAUGUUAGAUGGAACAUUUUCUUCAGUUCAUUGUAUAUCAUUUCCCAAAAUUUUUUAAUUACCUUACAAUCCCACCACAUAUGAUAAAAUGUUCCCUCCUUUUCCUUACACUUCCAACAUAUGUUUGAACUAGUCGUGCCACUACUUCCUUCUAGAGCUUUUCUGUUGUACUAUAGAUCGUGUGUGUUUGUAUGUUUCUGUAAAAACACACACAUAUGCACAUGUACUAACAUAUAUACAGUAUGUAAAAGGGGGAAAAUAGAAUUUAAUCCAUGUAGCUGUGCAUCCACUUCCAGCUAUUUUUUCAGAAUCAUAUUUGCAGCUAUUGGGGGGGGGGGAUUCAAAGCCUUCAAUGCAAAUAUAAAAAUAGGAAUCUCAUUUAAAAACCAGAGUUGCUGCAUUUUUUUUUUCCAUCCUCCAACACCAAGGUUGGAAAUGCGGAAAGAAGGGGGGAAAUUAUGUUUUAGAGCCAACUGCAUAUUCCAAAUGUAAUUAGAAGACCUAAUCUUGUAAUUAGAUCUAGAAGCAAUGUAGCUUUGUAAGAUCCCUUCAUAAACUAUCUUUCUGUGUGUAGAUAUAUACUGCAGCACUCAGGAAUGUGCUAUAUUCCAGCAAGCAUUCAUUUGUAGCUUGAUAUUUCAAUAAAAUAUUAUCCAUCAACAGGAUUUAAUUUUACCCGGAAUUCUUUUGUGCAUAGAUUUCGAUAAUCUACCAUUCAGUAGCAGCUGUAGCUCCCAAUUAAGUAUGAAUUGCUUCUAACGUAAUUGUUUUACACAGCACAGGGUUACAGGUGCACUUUGGGAGGAUAUAUAUAUUUUAGUUUCUUCCAUACAUAUCCCACCAAGCCAGCAUACAUGUGGUUCCCAAGCAGUGACCUAUAGCUCUCUUCUCUUAGGCCUCAAUUUCCAGGAUUCUCUGCUUAAUUCUAUAUUUCAAGUAAAUAGAGACAUCUACCAAAAACACCUAACAUUAAGCCUGGAACAGGUCAUAACACUUUUCACUAAACUUUACUAAGAUUUCCUUUAGCUACAGGUGUAUUUUCUUCCUGUUCAUAUUAGCAAAUUUAAAUUGUCCUAGGGUUGCUCAACUACCGCAGUUUGGUAAUUUCAAAACAAUGUGAUAUUUUUCCAGUUAACAAAGGGGAGGUUAGUGCAAGGUUUUGACUUUUUGUUUAAGAAUAUGUUUGAAAAUUCUUUUGUCAGAAUUCUGUUUUUUUAUGUCAGUUAAAUGCUUUAAAAUAACUUCAGCAUAUUCUGGUUUGUUUGUUUGUUUGUUUGUUGGAAGAAUUGUGUGUUACCUUUUUAAUAGGUGAGAGUAGAAUGAAAAGCUGAUACUUUUUCUUCAGUUUUGAAUGAAAAUGUUUGAUCAGAAAAAUAAUGUUGUUUCCCAUGGAAGGAUCUCUUAACAGGGAGAAAGGUCAGCCAACUACAAUUGUGUGUGUUUUUCUUCCUCUUUAGGCUUUGAAUCUGGCCUACUCCAGUAUUUAUAGCAAUUACAGGAAUUUUGUUGGCCCUCCCCAUUUCAAAGUCAUCUGCAGACUCCUGGGAUACCAAGGCAUUGCUGUGGUAAUGGAAGAGUUACUGAAAGUCGUCAAGAGCCUGGUACGUUGUCCCACACGCUGUUCUUCAUUUCAGUAUUGAUUUUUAAGGGAAGGGGAAUUGAUUCUUCUUGUUUAGUUCACUGAGCAUCCAGCAGACAUUUACCUGACUGGGUAAGCACAAGAUAACCAUACGUGCUUCUUGAGGUACAAAGGAGAAUAGUUUGAGAACAGCAAAUAACUGCGGGGGGGGGGGAGCCUUGUGUGUGAAGAGACACGCCUGAUGUGUCUGAUACUUGAAAGCAUCGUCACACAUUUUAAAAUUUAAAUGAACCUUGUGAGUGCCUUGCAUGAAACAAAUUCUUGUUUUUGAGGAGAGAGAAAAAGAAAUGGAGCGUGUCUGUGUGAGAGAGACUCUCUAGUACUUAAAAUGAUUAGGAAAUGAACAGACAUUAAAAUCUUGCUACGUAAAACUCCUUGGCUUGCACAGUUCUGCCUACGACGACAAAGUACAGUGAUACCUCUGGUUGUGAACGGGAUGAUCCAUUCCGGAGGCCUGUUCGCAACAUGAAAAGCCCGCAACCUGAAGCACCGUAUCUGUGCAGGUACGCGGUGCGAUUUGGCACUUGUGCGCAUGCGCGAAGGGCAAUUUGGCGCUUCUGCGCAUGCGCGAGCGGCGAAACCCAGAAGUAACCCUUUCCGGUACUUCCAGGUCGCUGCGGGACGCAAUCUGAAAAAAUAUAUCAUGAAGCAAACGUAACAUGAGGUAUGGCUGUAUUUUGAAUCUGGCCCAGACUUAUCUUAAAUUAGGCUUAAAAUGCUCCAUAUUCAUUCAUACCCCCAUGUGGCAGUUUGCCUUACAAAAAAAAAUAAAAAAAUCACAUUCACCACCAUUGGGACCUUUUUUCCCUAAGCCUACGGGAGAGAGAGAAGGCAUGGAGAAGCUUAAAUGAUGGUAGUGUAGGAAUGUAUGUGACUGGGAUGUCCUUCCUUGCCCAUUUCUGCCUUCCAUCUACCACUGUUAUGGAGCCUCAACUACUUUCCCUUGUGGGAAUGCAGACUUCAGCUUAAGAGAAGUUUCCCCAGCCCUCUCCUAAGUCUUGUGUUGGAGCCAGAAGAUUUUCAGAACCUCUGUUUGUUUUAUAAUGAACAUCUUUAGGUGCAUAAGGGAAGUACAAAUCAGCAGAUGAUAACCAGUGGCAUUAAAUUAAAAAUGCCCCAGUUUUCACAUCUCUCAGUUGCUGAUUACUCUCCCCACCCCACCCCGCCUUACUGGUUAAAGCAACAGCUAGAAGUCUUAUUCUCUCUUUCUCCUUUCAAGCCUUUGUGACCAUUGUUCCCGGCAGUUAAUUAUAUAGUAGGCAAAACAGGAGAAGCUAUCCAUUAGUGCAUAUCAGAUUGACUUUAGUUAGUCUUCAGACCUGAAGGCAAAACAAGUGGUUGGCGUACUAGGAAGACCCUUCGCUGCAAAAUUAAAGCUCUUGGGUAUGAAUCACAUUUCAUAAACAGACGAGAUUAAAAAUUGGUCUCCGUGAAACCAAGAAACACCCGCACACCCUUGUACUGUUUGUCUAGAAUGGCUCCAGGCUAAUAUAAAACUAAUAUAAAACUACUGGUUAUUUCUGGGUUUUGCCUUUACAGGGAAACAUUGGGUCUUCUUGUGCACGGGAGUUUCCGCACUCCUUCUCUCUCACUGCAGCCCCAUGCACACAAUCCAAGAUGCUUCUCCUGGUAGUGAGAGGGUAGACUUGGUGAAAGUUAGGGCAAGGCACUGUGCAAGAAGUAGCUUGAGCAAAGCUGCUUUUGCCUGUUUUGGGUUAUUCUCCCACACACACACCAUAAACACCACAUUUGAGGUCUUUCCUGGUGAUCCCCAAACCAUAGAAGAGCCUCUAAAUGGGCUUUUCAAAUAUUUAGUAUGUAUUUCAGAGGUGGAGAAUAUUUUUGGUUCCUUAGGCCAGAUUCUUACCAGCAUUCACUUUGUGGACCAAAUUAAACUGUUGAGUGGGGUUGCCUACCUUUCAAGCAUAUUAUGCAGUUAUGAUGUCACGUGAUUGACAGGUGGACAUUGCUACCCACCUUUCAAAAUCCCUCAUACUGGUUUUCCAAGUUCUCAACAGCUAGGUGGUUGUCAGAUGUUUGGGAACAUGCUGUAGCUUCAAGGCCCUUCUGCUGCGUACAAAGCACUUUAGGACAGCCUCCGCACUCCCCUUUGAGCCUUCUGUAAGCCCUUUACAAAAGCGCUCUUUGAAGGACCUGCCCCCUCCUUCUCCUUUAACUAUAGGAAUGAGCAGGCAGGCAGCAGGUGGUAUGGGGCCGGGGGUGAGGCAGAGGAGAAAAGGGGCUGCAUUUACGAUUUGGAGUAGUAAUACUCCAGCUUGUGUUUAUUGUGUGUCACAGCCUGACUUCUGUUUUUCUUCAGCGAUACUAAUCACCUGUGUUCUUGCAGCUCCAAGGCACCAUUCUGCAAUAUGUGAAGACGUUAAUGGAAGUGAUGCCGAAAAUCUGUAGGUUACCCAGACAUGAGUACGGCUCCCCGGGUAAGUUACCUUUUAGAUCAUGUCAUUCCAAUGUUAAGAGCCAGUUUUGUUCCUUGGCUUUAGAACAUUAUUUAACAAACAGUUUAGAGAGGCAAACAGUACUGAACAAUUUUGUUCUCACAUUGUCGUGCAGUGCGUUUCCAUAUUUUCUCAAAAUACAUUCUGUGGGUAUGAGAGCAGGGCCAUCUUUGGGGUGGUGGCAAAUAGGGGAUACAACCCUGGACCCCUCGCCUCGUGCCAGUGGUCACAGUCAAUGCCCGACUGCCAUCCAUCUAGCAAUGCUUCCCAACUCCCCCCUUCCUAUAGCAUGGCAGGAGGCGGAAGGAACUCACUGACAAUGCUACCUUUAAACAUCAGAAAAAUAAAAAGUGUAAGCCACAGGUAGGGGGGUGGGUUCACUGCUGCUAAAGCACCAGCAAAACAAUGGGCAGUAUCCAACUAGACAGUUCUGCCAGAGCAAGGUUUUUUGUUGUUGUUACUGUGCAAUAGAACCUUCCCACCCUCUAUUCUCUUCCACUGCACAGCUAAAAGCCCUUAUGUCAAUAGAACUAUUUAGUUGGAUAACACCCAAAGACAACAAAAAGUAAGAUGUGGGGAGGAGGGCUCAAUAACACCACCUUUGCCAAUGAUAGCAGAGGAAGCAGAGCGAUUAAGGCUACACGAUGUGAUUUGCUCCAGGCCCUGUACCCCCAUAGGGACAGGGUGCCCCAUAAAUCAACAUUUAUUUGGAACACUGAGAUCUCAUCCACCCUGCAAUAAAUGCGAUACUUGCAGGGAAAUAUUAGGCUCUUGAUUUCCAACAAAGCCUUUCCCUGCUCACCCAGCAGUCAGCCUUUUGUGGCCUUCCUGCACCUUUAUAACACCUUUCAGCCGCAGCUGCCACUCCCAUGUGCUCCCUGCAUGCACUAUUAUUCUGGCCAACUCCACAAGCCUACCUGUCCCCUUAGAGCAGCGGUUCUAAACCUUUGGGUCUCCAGAUGUUGUUGGACUACAACUCCCAUCAUCCCUGAGCUCUGGCCUUGUUAGCUAGGAGUGAUGGGAGUUGUAGUUCAACAACAUCUGGGGACCCACAGGUUGAGAAAGGCUGCCUUAGAGCAACGUUAAGCUCUCCCCUGCCUCGCCCCCUUAACACAACCCUUGGCUCUCUUUGUAUCUCCUCUGCCCCUUUUCUUCACCUGUCUAGCCCUCUCUCAGGUCUCUCCUUCACAGUCCACUACAUACUUAGGGCUGGUUCCCACCCAAGGCUCCCAAGUGUGGAGAGCACCUGCAAACAUUCUUGCUUAUUUCUUGUCUUCUUGUGUGGAUGUGGGAGACAAGGCAUUGCAGAUGCCGACAACGUAUGUGCUUAUCUUUGACUUCUGGAACAUUGAUGUGUUGUUCAAAGCUUGUUGUAUUCAGUAGGUGUUUUAGCUCUUUAAUACAAAUGGCCCUGGUAAGGGCAGCUGCUCCUGGGAUGCCACUUCAGAAGAAUUAUCACUGAUGAGCCAUUGUUGUUUGACUGCGAUUUUGAGAUUUAUUCUCUUCUCUGAGCCUAACCUCUGCAAUUUCAGCAUGACUGAAUCAUUGCCCUUUGUUCCUUGCUUUGAGUAUGUUUUCUCCUCCUCCCUCUUACUUCCUAGCUCCUCGUAUUACUGAGCCUUAUUAGAGCUCCUUUUGACUUGGAUUUAACUUCUUAUUAGGUGCUUGACUCCUGUUAGCAAGACUGAACAUAAGUCAAAGAGGCUCUGAGUUGUUGAACCCUGUGGUUCUCCUUUCGAGCUGAUUUACUGCCUCAUUAGCCAUUGUUAAAAAGUGUGAGGGGUUCACUCGCCGGCUACCUUAAAAUCAGGCAAUGGAAUUUUUAUACAAAAGUCACACUUGUUUUAGUAAGUAUUAUGGGUAGUCAGUUAAAUAGAAAUAAAACUCUGUACUCCUAUCCCACACCCAGCAGAAAGAACAUUGAUUGCGGCUUAUAUUCGGGCCAUUACGGUAACUCUCGCCUAGCUUCACUUCACCCUCUAGCAGAAUCAGGAGGCAUCAAAUUUCUAAAAUUGUUUAUUAUUAUUAUUACUAUUAUUAUUAUUAGCCUUCUGGGUAUCAAAAUUGACUCCUUGGUAUCGUAGUUGUUUUUUAUCCAGCUGUCUCCUGUGAUGUGUUUUCAUACAUACCCUAAUUUUUCUAAGAUGUUAAUCCUCGGACAAAUACUCUUUUAGCCAAACCCAUCUACCUUACAGCUCAUGCAUGCCUUGUAGUUCAAAGGAAGGUGAAAGUCACCAGCUAACCCACAACUGAAGUUUAAACCAACUUCAGGUCAUGGUUUGGCAGAUCAUGAAUGAGCAGCUAUGAGAAUCUUGAGAUUGUGUGCUUUCUGCUACCUGUAUGGGAAGGAGAAGUAGACGUUUCUGGUUUGAAGGAGCAUCUGAAUACAAUCUAAGUGUUGAGUACACACCCAAUUUUUAGCCAUCUCCAGUAUCUUGGAGAACAGGUAGCUCCUAAACUGUCAUAUGGAAAAAUAAAUGUAUUCUUAGGCGUAAUUCCUAUUAUAACUAAUGCAUGCUUACUGAGUGUACAGAGGGUUAUCAAGAUUGUCCCCUAACUUUUGGAUAUUUUUUGUAAAUGUUGCACUAGCACAUAUAUUUUAACACACUGAUUAUGUAUGAUCCUAAGCCCAUGAAAUUGGAGGUAAAGAUUGCACAAGCUUCAAAAAUUGCCAAAAAAACACUUGUUGUUGUUGUCAUUUAGUCGUGUCUGACUCUUUAUGACCCCAUGGACCAGAGCACGCCAGGCACUCCUGUCUUCCACUGCCUCCCGCAGUUUGGUUAAACUCAUGUUAGUAGCUUCGAGAACACUGUUCAACCAUCUCGUCCUCUGUCAUCCCCUUCUUUCCCAGCAUCAGGGUCUUUUCCAGGGAGUCUUCUCUUCUCAUGAGGUGGCCAAAGUAUUGGAGCCUCAGCUUCAGGAUCUGUCCUUCUAGUGAGCACUUAUGUCAAAAAAACCCAACCAAACAAAAAAACUUAUGUAAAGGUAUAAAAUCUUAUAAUUAGACAUGAUUUGUUUCCUUACCACAGAAGUUUGUACACAUGCUUAUUUGCACACAUCCUACACGUGUACAGAGCUUUUAUGUGUCCUCUACCUUCAGAGCUCCUGUGUAUGACCUACCCAAUAUUCCAUAAGGAUUGGGUGACCUUUGUUGUUGAGUGAAGCCCCGUACAGCCUAUAGCAGUGGUUCCUAUUUAACUAAGCACUGUGGAGCCCCUGUUUUUCAAAACGUUUUUGAAAACGUUGAUAUCUCUCUGGUAGUUUUUGUCCUUUGAAUGGUUCCACCAUACCCACCAACGUGUACUAGCGCAAAACCAGGACAUUCAUCUUCCGGGCUGUGCUUCACAAGUCAUGUGACCCAUGCAUGAUAGCACGGUCCUCCAAGACAGGAAUAUCCCUGAUGAGUAUGUGCCAUGGGCCCCCUGGAUGGGUUACGCGUACCCCUAUGGGGUUUGCGGACUACUAAUUAGGAACCACUGGCCUAUGGAGUUGUCAAAUACAGUAUUUUUGUCCCUGUUGAAAAUUGCCCUAAUGAGAGUGUUGAUCAAAAUGUAUGCUUGGAAGAUGCUAAUUUUCUGUGAAUUUUUACUUUUACUUCCUGGUGCACAAAUUCAUUGGGGUGUUUAUUUAUCUCGCUUUCCACAAUCUCUGUCUCUCCUCAUCUUAUGUCUCAGGUAUUCUGGAAUUCUUCCAUCACCAGCUGAAGGAUAUUGUUGAGUAUGCAGAACUGAAAACUGUCUGUUUCCAGAAUCUGCGGGAAGUGGGAAACGCUAUCCUUUUCUGCCUCCUCAUUGAACAGAGCUUGGUAAGCUGGUGAUUUGCAUCUAUAUUCACUUUCAAAUACUGUCUGAUAUUUUACUUGUUUUCAGGUGACACAAGUUCAGCUGUAAGUUUCAAGUCAACUUUCCAGUCCUUUAAAGAUUUAUUUCUUUGGAAAUAACUUUUUGAGGCGGAGUCAGGGAAAGAAUUCAUUAUGCGAAUUAAGAUCCAUAAUUACAGAAACAGUAGACUUUUUAUUUCCUUCCUUUAUUUUUAUACUUGUAAAGAAAUGUUGUGUUCUUCUGAUGCCAUCUGGUGUCCAGAUUAGGAAAGGUAACUGCAGCUUUUUGUAAAAAAUAAAUAAAUUAUUUAUUUAUUUAUUUUUUAAAAGGGCAUGCUGGCAACUCCAUCUCUUUUCAUUCAGCCUAACAAUUCAACCCUGGCACCAAAAGCUGUGGAACUUGGCUUCAAUAGAGAAAAUAACAUGUUACUUAAGAACAGGGUAGUUUUUCCACCUUUGGUCCCCACCCUGCACUCAGGUCUCACCUGUGGCUCAAUAUGAAACAGCGGCCGCCCUGGGAAACAGCUGUGACUGAUGAGCUAAACCAAGGGAGGGUAACCAAUGGGUCUCAAACCCUUGAGGUUGUGAAGACAGGCUCCGCUGGAUUGAGCGGGUCCAAUGGUCCAGAAGGCAGUUUCUGCACAUGCUGUAGAGGGAAGUGAGGGGCAGAUGAGGCUCAUCAACCUAGGAAGGUAGCCUAUCUAGGAGAAGGAAAACUGAUCCUAAAGCUCUGCCUUACAGGAUAACUUCCGUAGAACAAAAGGCUAAGGAGCAAACCCUACACAAAUGUUAAGUAGAGUCCCUAAGACGGUUGGUUGGCAUCUUGUAUGCCUCCUUCCAGCCACUCUGACAGCCAAGCUGGUGCCAAACACAUUGUGCUCUCCUUUCCUUUGGACCACAUCAGCGAGGCUGAGAUGGAGGCUCUUGUGGUCUGGGCAGCCCAGGACCUCCAUCCACACUGCCCAGGCCUGCGCCCCAGGAAGGUCACUUUGGUGCUGCUAACGUUGACUUCAUCCUCGGAAGCACACUCCAUUGUCUCUCGAGGCAGACAGAUGCCAACUUUUAAGGGACCGUUAAGCCAUAGUCUCAUUGCAUAAAACUUUGCAAGACUAUUUCCUUUAUUGGUAAUGAUUAUAUGGAGUUGCAGGUGCCAGACAGCUAUACCUGCCUUUGGGACUCAUAAACAUUUCCCCCCAGAGACAGUGGAGAAGAUAGUCAUAACGGGACCAAGAGAAACAGGAAAAACAUUUUUUAGUUCACUUAAUCCUCUUGCUGACGCUUCUUCAGAUGCAAGUCAGCGUUUAACAGUAGCUGUUAACUAAUUUGGUUUUUUGUACACUUGGCACUUGAGCGUAUAUUUUUGGAACUAUUUGCCCAAUUAGCCAAAUGUGACCAACCCUGGUUUUGGCCUAGAACUAAUGUGGGUGGUGUGUUUUUUGUGUGUGUAAGGUAUAGAAAUAUAAGAAGAAGGGGUGAUGGGUACAGAUCAGUUCCAUUUAAGUUAUGAUGUGUGGUGUAUGCGUGUUCUCUUAUACUGAGGGUGAGAACUGAAGUCAAAUUCCAGAAAUGAGCCCUGAUGCUGCCUUGUAAAUUGACACUUUGCUUUCAUUUUGCCUGGCUGCCUUGUGCAUUUGGAGAGGAAAAACAAAGCAGUUUGCAUUGCCAAAGCGUGCUAAUUUUCUGAGCUUGUUUCAUCACUGAAUUACCUAGGUUACGGAAAUUGCUUCAGAAUGGUCAGUGCGCUUACUUGACCAGGUCUUUGAAUUGCUGCUCUUGCGGGAACUAUCCUUGGGAGAUAAUGGAUUAUGGAAAUAAUGCUGAUAAAAAUAAAAGCAUGAGUCACUGCUUGGUUCACAUCUCUCCGUCUACCACUUGAACAUUGUGUUAGGCUUUUUGAUAGAGAAUGCUAAUAAAUUUUCUAAUUCUGCCUGUAGAAUAGGCUCUCUGUUUUAACAGGAAGGUGCAGCUUUAUUAAGAGUCUUGUGGACUGAAACCAAUGUGACGUAGAAAAUCCAAGAUUCGAUUUUGCAUUAACACACACACACACACACACACACACACACACACACUCACCAUGCACAAGCCUUAAUUGGUGUAAGAGGGUUUUUGUUUUAAACCCAUUUCCUCUGUACUAUUUGCCUAAUGUAAAUCUGCCAUAGUACUAAUAUCUUGAGAGCUGGAAAAUGGCAUGGGGGGGAAUUUUUAUCCCACCUGGUGUUGUUCCUCCCUUGCUUUUGAGUUUGAAGCAGAAUCUAGAAAUCCAAUCCCAGAUCUGCCACGUCGCAUCUGUUUCAGCCCAAGGCAACCUCUUGCAAUUACAUUUUGCAAGAGGCCAAGGCGACAUGCACUGCUUCUGAAAAGUGCUUAGCUGGCUGAACUGGUGCCGUCAAAUGCUGCUGGUGUGUUGUGUUUUCAAUGAGUUUUGUCCGCUUUGUUGCAGUCACUGGAGGAAGUGUGUGAUCUGUUGCAUGCUGCACCAUUCCAGAAUAUUUUGCCAAGAGUUCAUGUCAAAGGUAUGUCUCCUUAUACUGACCUGUCAACCUGAAUGCGCUGACCAAGGGUUCCAUAAUCUUCCUGAUGGUGCUGCUUGCUUGGGACUGCAAAAACUGGCAGUGGGGGAAUAAUGGACCAUGACACAUGUCUGCCAUUGGUGGUUUGGCAAGUUACAAAUUGGGUAGGCCACCUGUGAUGCUUGGAGAGUAAGCAGGUUGAGCCAUGAAGCCUGAGGAGUAGGGAGGCCGUUUCCUACACUGAAAUCAUUGGGAUGAAAAACACGUUGUGAAAAGUGUUGCUUGUGUAACUUGGAGUACUUGCUGCUUGGGAGGGUUUGUUUCCUGCGCAAUGCAGUAUUUCUCCACCACUUCCUGUUGCCAGCAGCACAUAUUUCCCGCUGCCUCCUCACCCACCAACAGCUUUCUCACUAGUUUGCCAACUGAAGUCAAGCAGUCCCCCACCUGCCUUUCUUAAAAGCAGACAAACUUGUCAUCUCAAUAGACAGCCAAGGAAUUGGCCAGCAUCACUGCCAGUUCAGUUCGCUCACUUGCUGCAAAACAUUUCCUCGUCGCAAAUGAUGUGUGAGCCAAUGCCUUUUGAAAACUUUGAAAAUCAGUUCCUCUAUACAUAAAAUUCCAUUCCCUGGAGUCUGGAAUUUUGUGUUUGAUAAGAUUUAUCUUAAUGGAUUUUAAUGUGUGUGGGAAGAAAAGUAUGUUGGAACACAAUAGCUUUAUUUUGGGAGUCAAGUAAGCAGCUCCCACUGCGAGUGUCCUGCUGUUGAUUUCUUUUCAAUUAAAGGAAACUAUGGCAGAGGAACCAUUUUGAUCCUCAGAUCUUUCCUUUAAGUGCUAGGUUCUUUAUGACUCUUGUUUUAUGUUUUCUUUGUACUGUAUUUUAUUGUCCUCUUAUCGGUAGGCCUUUUUGGUUCCUAUCCUCCUUGAGUGUGUAAUGCGGAAAAUUAUGGGAUUUUUAAAAAGCAAUACAAUGAAUGCAUAACCAUUAUUGGAACAAUGCUAAGGUGUUUCUCUUUUAAGCACUACUUGCCUUUAAAAAAACAAAAUAAUGUUGUCUCAUUCCAGAGGGUGAAAGACUGGAUGCUAAAAUGAAGAGACUAGAAUCAAAGUAUGCUCCACUCCACCUCGUUCCACUGAUUGAAAGACUAGGAACACCUCAGGUACAGCUUUCAUUCUUUGGGCAGUAAAGCUGUAUUCUUCCCCCCCCCCCCCAAAAAAUAAAAUCCACAGUACAAGGGAAAAGAUGUCUGGGCAUCACUUGGUUUGCAGUUAGAGCUGCUGGAUAGAGCCACCAAGUGCAUUGCCAGUUGCUCAAUGCCUGGAGACAGGGUUACGGGGCCAUUGCAGUAAUUCUCCAGAGGUAAUUUUCUUCUUUACGUACUAUCAUGGUAUUCUCUUUGGUUGCAACUGUAGCAAAUUGCCAUCGCAAGAGAAGGAGACUUGUUGACCAAGGAGCGCCUCUGCUGUGGGCUGUCCAUGUUUGAAGUCAUCUUGACCAGGAUUCGAACCUUCCUUGAUGACCCAAUCUGGCGUGGGCCUCUCCCCAGCAACGGUGUGAUGCAUGUUGACGAAUGUGUGGAAUUCCACCGCUUGUGGAGCGCAAUGCAGUUUGUGUACUGCAUUCCUGUGGGGACUCAUGAGUUUACCGUUGAGUACGUAUCUUGAGUGCUUGCUUAAGGCCCCCAUAUAUAACGCUUGCUUAUUUCAGUAGCUAGGUGUGGGAUGUCACCAAGAAAACGAUGAGAUCGGUUUGGAAUUUUUGAUCACACGGCAAAUGGAAAGAGGGGAAAAGCCAAUCUGUAGUAUGAGUUUUACUAGGGAAGGAAUGCGAUGCGAGCACAGAGCUAAAGCCAUCCUGAAAUAUUAAAUGUGCAAUUUCAAUUCUUUUCGAUCAUUGUAGCACUCCCAACAUAGUUGCCUCAUGUACUCCUUGAAUGCCCUUUUCAGUAUGACCUUAGAAACAAUUGCAUCCGCCCACUGUUAAGAUCGCAGAAGGGAAGUGCCUUUCUUGCAAAGACCUGUUUUUUGUUGUUGUCUGAUGUAGAGAGGUAUAUAUCCUUUAGAACCAAAUUUCUCACCAAGGCUUUACAAAUUUGCCUAAUAAAACCUUAAAAGGGGGAAUGGGGGAAUGGGAAAUGAUUUAUCCUGUAAAGGUUGGGGAGUAGAAAUGUAAACCACGAUUAUUAGCAGUACUCUUGGUGUUAUUAUUUUUAUGGCUGCUCACUAAACAAAAUAAAUUGAACUGAACAUUAGUCACCAAAGUAGUACCCUAAUAUUAGCCUAUGGAAAUCUCAGGAAAUUGGCAGUGCUUUUAUUUAAAAAACCCAACUUGGGUUAGUUUUGUUUUAGUUUUUCAGCAGUUGUGUUCUUGCCAGUCACUGGCCUGUUCUUCAGAAUCAAGGGGAGAUGAGGAUGGUAAACUCAGGCAAAUGGGAUGGUAUACAGUUCUCCUUGCCAGUUAACACUCUAGCAUUGUAGCACUGCGAGGUAGCAAGUGUUUGGAUGAAUAAUCCCAUGUUGCCGCUUAUUUUAGACCUGUAAUAAUAAUUUCAUAAGAUGUCCCUCUGAACAACAUCUAGACCACUUAACGCUAGAAAUCUUAAUACAGUUCAGUGUUUUCAAAGUUCUGUGUUUCAUUUUGACUUGUCCUGGCGAAUCUAAAAAUAACGCUUUCUACACAUCUCCCUCCGUAGGCAGUGUUUCGGAGAUGGGUUGCACUGGGCUGGCUGUAUGAUAAUUGUGCUUUUGGGACAACAGCGUCGGUUUGACGUGCUGGAUUUCUGCUACCACUUACUGAAAGUACAGAAACACGACGGCAAAGAUGAGGUCAUAAAGAACGUGGUAAGUUGACAGAAGCAGUCUCCAUUUCUCAUUCUGCCUGUUUCUGCUUUUGACACCCUGGCAAUAUUUCUUUGUUUUCUUUUGAAUUUCCUGAGGCAUAAGUGUAGCCUGGCCUUCUCCUUAACUGUUGCUGUUUUGGUUCUGCAGCCUUUGAAGAAAAUGGUCGAGAGAAUCCGCAAGUUCCAGAUCCUGAACGAUGAGAUCAUUACUAUAUUGGACAAGUAUUUGAAAUCUGGUGACGGAGAAGGCACCCCUGUGGAGCACGUCCGCUGCUUCCAGCCUCCCAUUCAUCAGUCGCUGGCCAGUAACUAG
Molecule: messenger RNA, 83579 nt
Organism: Podarcis lilfordi (Lilford's wall lizard)
Lineage: Eukaryota; Metazoa; Chordata; Lepidosauria; Squamata; Lacertidae
Source: the annotation of a GenBank genome assembly